Messenger RNA from Podarcis lilfordi (Lilford's wall lizard), 65137 nucleotides. NCBI's taxonomy places the organism in Eukaryota, Metazoa, Chordata, Lepidosauria, Squamata, Lacertidae. The record is from the annotation of a GenBank genome assembly.
CUGCCAGGUUGGGAAUCUUAUUUUCUUUCUGAAAGUCCAGAGGAAUCCCAGGACCCAGAAGAGAAGCAUCUGGAGCAGUUGCUGCAGAACAAAAUGGAAGGUGAGAGAUGAUAACAAUUCUGACGAGUUCUGUUUCAGCAAAACCCUGCUUUCCUUUCCUUUCCUUUCCUUUUAUUUUAUUUUCCUGCACAAGUAGUGCGCAGUUUCAUAGUUGAUCUCUCUUCUUCUUCUUCUUCUUCUUCUUCUUCUUCUUCUUCUUCUUCUUCUUCUUCUUUCUCCUCCUCCACACACAUCCACAGAAGCUCCUGGGAACCACGAGACAGAAUUUCAAAAGGGAUGCUAGGGAUCUAGGAGGCACACUGACCUCUCACUCUCUGUGGGGUCCUGUUGUCCUGCUUCUGUGCAAAGUGGGACAACGAAAUAAACACUAGGGCAGGGAAAGAAUUCUGCCCUUAGGAAUUAUUGCUUCUUCUUUUUUUCAAAUACCGCUUUGCCGUGAUGAGAACUUAGAACAGCAGACCAAGCAAUGCAGUCUCUCCUGUUUCACAGCUUUUGUACAGUUCUUUACUCAACCCCGCUCUUCCAACAAUAAAGCACACACACAAAGGAAUUCUGCGAUAAUAGUAUUACCCAAACGCCACUUGUUAUGUGCAAAUGAUGGUGAAAUCUAUUGUUUUCUUGGACUUUUCUACUUUGUUUUCCUCUCUACUUCCAUUAGAAUUUUGCAACAAGAAAUAUAUUUUUUUAAAGUGCUGAACCGCCUUAAAAUACACGCUCUAGAAUGGCAAGAUUUAUGAAGUGCUACUUUCUUUGCUAGACCCCAGGUUUUUUUAUUGGCUACUAAGAUGUGGAUUUCUGGAAUCACAACCUUAAAGUACCUUAAGGAUACAAUAUAAAGCUGAACUCUUCUGGUAGGGUGGUUGCAGUGCAGGUUGAUCGCUGGCUAUAUUUUAGGAAAUACUUUCUCCUGUUCCCAUUUGUUUAAAGAGAAACAUGUUAUGUUUCUCUUUAGUUCAUGCGUGCACACCCUACAUGCUCAGAAUACAUACAUACCAAAAGGUAUACUCACACCAGUACAAUACAUAUUUCAUAGGUCGAAACUUCAAAAUUUCAGCCAAACUGGUUUACAAAGUAAAGUGAGGUUGCAAUCUUGCGCACACUUGCUUCAGAGUAAGGAAGAUUUACAUACAAGUGAACAUCAAUAGGAUCAGGUGUUGUUUGUAAAGUAACAAUUGCUAGGGUCACUCAUUUGUGGAUUGUAAGGAGUGUCUCUUGCUUUCGAUGUGACAUUGCAAAUGUUGCUUUGUCUCAGAUGUUAAUCUGGCAGUUGUUAACAAUUUAAACGGGUUUAAUUGUUAAUUUUGCUUGGCAUUCAAAGCACUUUGCCAGGAGAUAUAAAAUCGGUAUGACCUCCAUUAACGUUCUCCGUUUUGAAUUCCAAAGAACUCUUCAUCCAGCAAAUAAGAGGUUGGGAUAUUGAUUGUAACCUGUAAAGGGAUGGCUUUUGUAUCAGAUAUUUUUAUUUGAUAACUGCCACUUCCUAAGCAGUUUUCAUUAUUUAUUCAUUUAUUUAUUUUUUAAAAAUUGGCAAGUGAAUUUGUAGCUGCCAAGUAUGAUCUUCAAGAAAUAGUUACUUCUUAUGGGGGUGUCAACGCUAGCUAUGUUUACUUAGAAGAAAGCCCCUUUGAAGUCAGAGGGUGUUCCUCUGAGUCAGUACAAAUGAGGAUUGAGCUGCAGAUGUCUGCUUAGUGCUAAAAUGUGGUGGUCCUGCCAGGUGCUUUAUCCAGUGAUAAGGUUCCUCUCUGGCCAAGGGGGUAUUACACUAUAAAAGCAGAUGCGUUUUUUGUGGGGGGAUUCCAUUUGGAUGAAGGAUAUGCAGCUCAAAGGGUAUAAUGUUUUCUCUGUACACCCAGAUUUCUUCUCUCUGAAAUCUAGUGCCAAGCAGAAAAAUGGCACUAGCACGUUCUUUCAUUCUUUGUUUUUAAAUGUCAAAAGCAAGAAGAUUUCUUUAAGUUGCAUUCCACCACUGAUAUUUAUAGGGUUGCCAUUUCUUCUCUUUUUCCAGGACACAUCCUCUUUUUCAGGGGUAAAAUUUCUGUCCGAGUGGGUUUUUUAAAUUUGCCAUACUUUCUGGAUGAGACGUAGACAUAACUGGUAGCCGAAGACUUGCUUUCCUAUUCUCUUCUCCUGUCCCCCUCAGCAAUAUAUCACAGUUUCUAUUGCCUACAUAUAGUAGGGGGUAUUUAAAACGAGAGUCGUCAUAGCGUCCUCUUUUUUUUUUUGCUCUUCAAAAUAUGGCAACCCUAAUUUAGCUCUGUGGGUGAUUGGUCUAGCAUGUAAUUUCUCUCUCCCUCUGAAAGUCUCAACAUGAGGUCUGCUCCUCAAAAAGUUGCUCCCAACUUUUUAAACUUUGUCCAAUUUUCCUUGGUUUCCAUUUAGGGAAGGCAGAGAAAGGAAUCCUUGGGUUCUACUGUGUUUCAGACUAGUUGGCAAUCUUCCUCAGGAGCACCUCACUAGUUCUAAACGCCAAGCGACUAUUACCAUAAGCAACUACACAGGCCUGCGGCUAUGAACGCCAUAGGGUCAAAUUCCUUUGUUGUCGCGCCCACCCACCCUGCAAAAAAGCGGGGAGGCUUAAAACAGGCAACAGCAGUUCUAACUUUGUUCACUGGAACAUACUGUUUUAAAAUGGACUGCUUCUCCCCAGAACCACCCCCCUCCCAAAUCCCCAUCUUUGCAGGAUUUUAAAUCCUUCUGUGAAUCUCAUUCCCCAUCUCUUAAUGGCCCCCUUCCAAAGCUGAAUGCUGAAAUGGCAAUUUGCUCCCUGGCUCCUGUUCUUUGGGCACAGCUUUAGCAAGGCUUGAAAGAUUGAGAGAAGCAAAAUGCCCUCCUUAUAUCGUGCAUAAGUGAAGCCUCAACUGUUUCCUUUUUUCCUUUAUUGAAAAGCAACGUUGGGAAGAUUCUAAGAGGCAGGGAGGCAUGGAGGAAGAACGCUCAAUCCUUUCCCCACCGGCUGCUUUCCCACUCAGAGUUUCCCCCCCUACUUUCCUACUCAGAGUUUUCCCCCCUACUUUCCUACUCAGAGUUGUUCAACCUACUGGCACUCGAAAUUUGCUUCCCCCAGUUGGCCUUUACAGCCUGGGAAAGUGACCAUUCUCCGCAGCCAAUCCUUCUUUGAAAAUUAUGUUCUCUCCUCACUGCUUUUUAGAUGACCUGGGUUUCUGUACCCGGUUCUCUUGCCAGAUCUAUGGUUUGGCCUUUAUAAUAUAUAGUUAUCAAACAGGGUUUUAAGCUAGGGCACAUGGGUGGGUAUUGCUUGGUUUUUGCCAUUGUUUCACAUAUUGUUCCUCUUUGUUCUUUUCCUCCUUACCUUAGCAGAUAAAGUGAAUUUUCUGAAUGAACUUUUCAUGCUACGUAGUUUGGUCUCCUCUGUACAGCUGCAGAAGGACAUUUCAUUUGAACACAAAAUUUCUGAGAGGUCUGUUGUGACUUAAACAGUUUUGUAACAGUCAAUACGUUAACGUGGGGGGGAGGAGGUUUGACCAUUGCCCCCAUUUCCAAUUCUAGGAAAAGCUGAAUUUUGUGAAUUUCUGCCUGCCAACGUAGCUGUUGAGGGCACAGGAGCUUCACAAAAAUAAAAAUGAAAAUGUUUUGAAAAACCCAGCAAUAGGUCACAGGAAUCAGAUUUUGGUUUUCACUGGAUCCUUCAUUGGCAAUAUUUUCAUUUCGUGAAUGCUGAGUGGUGCAUAAGAUGUGACCUCUUUAUUUGCAUUUCCUAAGAGUGUGUCAGUUUACGAAAGUAUGAAAUCACAAUCUUAGUAUCAAAUAUUAGCAGACAGUGGAAUAAAUGUAUGUUUUAGCGAUGUCCCGUCAUCUCAUACCUCUGAAACAAGCUUGCUUGAUUUUUGUGCAAGAUUGAAGUGAACUCAUAUACACCUCGUACUCCCUGUGGUCUGUUGUCUGUCCCUGUGUAUCAUCCCCAUUUUGUCAUUUGGAGAGAUUUUGGGAGUGAUGACACUUUUAAAAACAUAUUAAGUGUGCAUUGCUAGAGCUGUAAUUCUUUAGGAUUCAGCCUCUCUCCCCAGAACUUAACUCUUGGAAUGGGGAAUGCGUCAUGAUUUUAGUGCCCAUGAAUGGAAAUAUAUUUGCUUCAAGGACGGGCCCCUGUAACCCUUCAGAUGUUACUCGACUUCGACUCCCAUCACCUGACCAUUGACUGGCGCUGCCUGGGGCUGAUGGGAUUUGUAGUCUGACAAAAUCUGGAAAACUCUCUAUCCAGAUAAACAGUUUUAAUGUGUUUUGAGUUGCUGCUAUUUGUAAUAAGGGCAGCCAGAUCUAUUGUGAGAUUGAACAUUCUAAAGUUGAGGAGCUGGUAGGAUUCUCUGGUCAGUUUACUAAUAUUCCCUGCUUGAGAAGGCACUGCAGUGCAGACCACAUUGCCUGCAGAAUAAAUAUAUAAAUAGCAAGAACAGAUGAGACUUCAGUAGUGUGCAAUUUUGGGAGGGGGUUCCCAUGAGCAUCACUCUUGGGGGUGAGAAUGGGUUGUUGUUGUUUUUUCACGAAAGGCUCAGUUUUAAUCUAUGAAUUGUUGGAAGAUAUAUAUAAUUUCCAACCUGAUUAAGUAGAUAGCAGGUGAAUCCCUUUUUCUAAAAUCUCAAUGCUUCUAGUCAUUUUCUUUCUGGUUUAUCUUCAAAAGCUCUCUGUUAUUAUUGAGAUGGUGUUAAUUCUUCCAAGGUUGUUUUGCUUAAUUUCUAAAGCAGCCUUCUCCAUCAGGAGUGCCCUCCUGAUUAUUUUGAACUACAAGUCCCAUCAUCUCCAGCCAGCACAGCCAUUGGUUUGGGCUGCCAGGAGUUGUAGUCCAAAACAUCUGGAGGACUCCAGGUUGGAGAUGGUUGACCACUGUUCAAGUCUUCUUUGAACCCACAUCCUCUGGCCUAGAAUGUUCAGAGACAUUUGUUUUAUAUUUAUUGCUACAUCCCACUUUUCAGAACCAAUUGCUUGCAUUCAGUACCUCUUUGGGGGGUAAACUCUGGUGAGUCCUUUUUCAAUUUUUUGUACUGCAAAAAUUACUGUAAGUCAAGAAAACAAAACAAAAAGGAGCCGAGGAAGGGAACCCCCCCAAUCAUCUCAUAUUAACAAUACAAUAACUAUCAAUAUGUCCAUUUUAGUUUACUCAUAUAGCGCAAUAGAUGCUAUCCAAAUGUCCAAAUCGGUAUCCAAGUGAGAUUGGUGUUUAUGAAAAGUAUGUGCAAAUGUAGCAAAUGCAUUAAGUUCUUCAGACCAUUGUGUAAUAGAUGGUGGGCAUCUGUGGUGGGCUCCAACUCAAUUUAAGCUCCAUUUCCUAGCAAUCUGUCAAUGAAGUGCAAGUGACAGAACCACAAUUGAUUAUUUAAGGCAGAGAUUAGCAACUAGUGAUUCAUGGGUGACAUCUAGCCUCCCCCCCCACUCCUUGACACUUGCCAGCUCAUGGGGUGUUGUGUCAAACACUUAUCUUUAAAACUUUGACAAGAUGAAUCCUCUUUCCUGCAGACUUGUAGAUCUCCCACCAUUUCACUAACAGGUUUUUUGUUGUUGUUUUUUAAGAACAAAACUCAAGCCUGUGCAUUUUGGUUCUCUAAUGUUGGACACUGGAACCAUUCAAGGCCUGCUGUGAAGAGUUAAAUAGGGCAAAAUGGUUCACUUUUAUACAGACCUGGAUGCUGCUGGAUUCGAAUAUAUUCUCUGGUGAGACAUCCAGAGCACUGUCAUAUCCAUAGCUGUCAACUUUUCCCUUUUCUUGCGAGGAAUCCUAUUUGGAAUAAGGGAAUUUCCCUUAAAAAAAAGGGAAACGUUGACAGCUAUGGUCAUGUCCAAUUCUCUGGGUUCAGUUCCAGCUAUUGAGGCCUGAGGAUGUGGGCAAGGUGCUUCCGGCUAUCUGCCCAACCACUUGCCCUCUCACCCUUGCCCAUCCUCACUUGUUCAUCUAAGUCAGGGUGGGGGACUGACUCCAGGGUGGGGGUGAGUCCAGAGGGUGGGUAGCACCACCAAAGGGUUAUCCCACCUGCCUUGAAGAAGGUGGUGGUAUUCCUGCUGCUGAAAAAGCCUUCACUGGAUUCUGAGGUGCCCCACAGCUACCACCCCCAUCCAUCUCUAAUAUCCGCUCUUGGGGUUAAGGUUCUUGCAAGGUUGGUGGUGAUUCAGCUGCAGGCACUAUUGGAGGAAAAAGAUUAUCUGGACCCAUUCCACUCUGGAUUCAGGUCUGCAUUUGGUACAGAAUCAGCCCUGGUUACCCUGACAGAUGACCUCCCUUGAAGGCGAGGCAGUGGAGUGCAACCCUACUGCUGCUGUUAGAUUCCUCAUCCAGUUUUUAUACUAUUGACCAUGGUGUCCUGCGGGUUAGGAGUUGGCGGUACUGUUUUGCAGUGGUUCCACUCCUGCCUGCAUGACUGCCCCCCAGAGAAUAGCAUUGGUGGACUACAUGUCUAUCUAUAUUUUGGCAGCUUAACAGCAGGAUGCUGCAAGGCACGAGCCUGUCCCCAAUGCCUGAGAUAGUUGCCUCACCUUGGCUCAUGGGUGGGCCUGGCCCUGAGUCAGAGCAGGCUGUUUCUAAAAGUGGGCAGGGAAGCUUGUGUCAUCUAGAUGUUGCUGGACUACAACACACACACACACACCCCGGCCAUUGGUCAUGUUGGCUGGGACUGAUGGGAACUGUAUUCCAACAUAAUUUGGAUGGCUUCCGGUUCUCUACUCCUGUCGUUGAAAAUCAAGGGGCAGUUUUAAUCUGAUUUCUAGUCAGAAAGCAAAAACAAAACAAAACAAAAAACAAAAAGGAAAACACACAGAGACUGGGUAACAGAACUGCUCUGUCCCCUCACCAUCAGAUAAUGUGGUGUCAGAUCCGAGAAGCAAUACUUUAAUCUUCAGGAAGAAGGGGAAAAAAAUUAAGGAGUGGUGCAUGGCAGUGGUUUGGAAAGGCCUUCUGCUAUCAAAGUUCUUCUACUCGGAUGUUGCAGAGGCCCCAUAUAUGUUCCAUAAACCUUGGUGGUGAAGCAAGGGAAGCGGUUAACACUUUCCUGCUGCUUCAUGUGAGCUAAGUUUUGCAGUUAUGUAACAGCCAGGACCAAGUUUCUUUCUCUUUUUAAACAGACAUCAGAUUCUCAGAUAAGGAGAUCAAAGGAGGGAGAAAGAGAGAAGCAGAGAGACCAUUAGAAGAGAUGCAUGCUUGAUUACUCUCCCUCAAAAAGUGGUUUUCAGUCAGUAUUCCUCAGCCAGCUUAUCAGGGGUUUUGCGAUAUGUCAUGGCAGACAAACGGCUUGCAGGGUGGAUCUGCACCAUUGAUAAACUUUCCCUGUAGUUUUCAGCUAGGGUUGCCAACCAACCAGUAAAUGACAGGCCUUGCUCGCAGUGGCGGCGGUAUAUAUAUUCUGCCCCCACAUCCAGCCCAAGCCCCCCACCUCAGACUGCUGGACUCCAUACAUGGACAUGUUCCCCCUAGGCGUGGCUGUCAACCUUCCCCUUUUUUGCGGGAAAUUCCCUUAUUCCAGCACCGUUUCCCACUGCUUCCCGCUGCUAUCCUGGAUUGUUAGAUAUCCCGUAGACUGUCCCCAGGACAGGUGAGGCUGCUGAUCCCUUAUUUUCAAAUCUGAAAGUUGACAGCUAUGCCCCUAGGCCCUAACCAGUUGUCCAAUUUUUAAAAAAUCAAAUCCAAAGCCAGCAGCUCACAGUGGGAAAGCAGGAAUUGCUGUUUAGUCAUUUAGUCAUGUCCGACUCUUCGUGAUCCCAUGGACCAGAGCACGCCAGGCACCCCUGUCUUCAAAGCAGGAAUAAGUUUGGUUUGCUCCAGCUUUGUGCACUCUCUGUUGGCAGAGGGUGACAGUGAGGCCCCGCAGGCCUCUCGGUAACGUUCAAGGUGUGCAGGAUCGGUGAAGAGCGUUGGUGGCGCCCAGUGGCGUAGCAUAGGUUGUCAGCACCUGGGGCAAGGCAAGUAAUUUGCGCCCCCUAACCUGUGGAUUUUAGCACUCGAGUCUCUUCCACUAGAUUAGUUAGUGCGAGCGAGCGCCCCCCAGAUGUUGUGCCCGGUGCGGCCGGCCCCCCUGCACCCCCCAUGCUAUGCCACUGGUGGCGCCCCAAAGGGCAGGCUUAGCACUUUGUGCAUCCUGAAACAUGCCCCAGAAUCCUUUGCAAUGCACAGUAGUCCCUCUUGGUAACUGGCAGCGUUGGGAAGCCAUAUUGGCAAUGCGGCCACUACUUGCAUGAAUGCCAUUCAAAUCCAAAGCAGUUGCAGCGGUAGGGUUGUUAUAGGGCCUAGGAUAUGGGGUGCGAGGAGGGAAUUUAAGCCUUCCCCUUCCUCUAUGGUCAGCAUAUUUCUGAUGAAAUUGCCCCCCCCUGCCACCAGCCACUUUUUCCCCAGGAGGAAGACAGCUAAUAUAUCACCCCCUGCCUCCCAGGAAAAUGACGGCUGUUUUGGGGCCACCUCCUUUUUUUGCAAUGGCUAUUUUUAAAAAAAACAAAACUGCCCUGUUAAAUGUGUUAGUUUCAUGAACUAUGUGGUCUGGCCUUGACAGAUGGUGGCGAGGAGACGCUAAAGGAGGAAUUCAGGAGGGUUUUCACAGAAGGUGGUUUUGGCUUUGAGCUGGGGCGGGGAGCUGCUCUAGAGGUUGGAAAUCAUGUGGCAGGCGGUGCCGAGGAGACAGGAGUGUGAACAAAGGGGCUGACAGGAAAUGGGUUUCUGUGGGACAGAACAGGAAGGCAGGUGAAGGGGAUAAAGGCCUUCAAUGUGAGCAAGUUUAUAUUUAGUGCGAACAAGGAGGAGUCUUGUGGCACCUCAAAGACUUGACACAUUUAUUAUGGUAGGAGAUUUUGGGGACUGCAGUCUCCUUCCAGAUGUGUGAAGUCUUCACCCGCAGUUGGCAGGUAUCGAGAGAGGUGUUGAGAGAGAAAUACAAACAGUGUGAUCAGAGGGUAAGAAAAUGCCAAGCAUAGAGCCUAUGACUAUUUUAUUACAGCUGAAGGCUGCAAUCCUGUACACACGUACCUGUUGGAAUCAUAGAUACACGUACCUGGACAGGUAGAGGAUUGCGCUGUAAAUGUAUGCCAAAUAAGUAUAAGCCAGGACUGGCAGACCUGGUGCCCCUCAGAUAAUUUGGAAUAUAAUUCCCAUCAGCCCUAGCCAGCAGGGCCAAUUGCUGGAGAUGAUGGGAGUUGUAGUCCACAAAAUCUGGAGGGCACCAUGUUACCUAAUCCUGGUAUGAGCUUUCAUUUUAAUUGCCAUAAAUAGGUGUUUUUCUUGCAUUUCACUUCCACCAGGCCUCAUUGUUUACAUGUGUCCGGUGUUGUUUUUGUGGCAGUACUCACCAACAUGGAGUGCUGGCAUCUCUUUUUAAUUUAUUUAUUUUUUACUGCCCAUGGCAGCCAUUUUGUGCUGGCACCCAUGACACUUUUAUCAAGAUAUGAGUCACACAACAUCUCAUUAACUAAUUUGUUUUUUUUACCAAAAAAAAAAAAGCACUGCAUGUUUCUGUAUACCAUAUGAGGUCUGUUCUGAAAAAAACCCUACUCGAACGCCACCCAUAAUUAACACAUUUACAAUUCCAAAAAUAAUCUAAUUGAGACUAAUUUUAAAUUGCCCUGGCACGGAAUAAAUAGAUUGGCUCAUCUACAACAGAGAAAAAAGGUUGUGCCUCAUCUACAAAAGUAUUAUUCCAGAGAUUUAUCUUUAAAGACAGUCUUUCAAUAAACCUAUUAUCUUGAUUUCAAUAGUAGCUCCUUCAAGGUGAAGUUUUAAUUGUUCAUGCCAGAGGCAAUGGCAGCUAUAUAUGCCACAGCAACAAAUCAACCCAAUAAUGGAAAGUUCACAUUCCAGACCCUAUAUCAGGCAUGCAUAGAUUCCAGGGGUGCAGAAAACCUCCGUCUUCAAUACAAAUUAACAGGGCAAUCCUCUACUUGUGCUCAGUGGGCCUUACUCCCAGCAGCUGGUAUAGGAUCACAACCUUCAUCUUUGUUUCUCUUGGGAAGCAAUUUUAUCUAGCUCUCUCUCUUUCUGAUAUUCCUUGUCAUCAAGGUAACACAGCAACUUUUUAAAAUAGGCAUCAGUAUCACUCAAGAGAUAGUGAGUAGCUUCUUGAAAAACAAGUUAAUUAGCAAUGCGUUUACAUCCAAUUUUUAACCACUUUGAAAUUAAGAGGAAUUGCAAGGUUUUCCAGAGAUCAGUGCAGUAGCAAAUGAAUGGAAUUGUUGUUUUAAUUCUGCUGGUUUCGCCACUCCUUUUAAACACCCCAAUAAAAUAUUUCUGGGAUUGAGAGCAAUGUCAUAUACUAUAAUGGUAUGGGGUUGCUCGUGCGUAAGUUGCCGCCUCUCCUGGCUAUGUUGCCUUGUUAAACCUUUCUGUCUGGACAGCCCUUCAAUUCAUGGCUGCCUCAGUCGCUAGCAGAAUCCGUCAGUGGGCGUUUCUUAAACCUUUUCCAACAUAAAAGUUGUUUGACACCCAGUCUCCUCCUACUUUCUCUGCGCGGAAGUCUUCUGCGCAGGGAGGGCGUGGGUAGCGGAGGACCCGUGCUCUCCCCGUAGGUGUCCGGUGAAGAGUCUGGGAGCCCUCUCUCCGAUUCCCCCAUCUGCCCCUCCUUAUUCCUGGUGUUGCACCGAAUUGCUUCCCCAUCUGCUGAGCUGCCUCUCUCCCUGCUGGGCCCUUCUCCAGCAUCAUUAGAGAGCCUCCCCUCCACCUCUAGCUCCGAUGUCAGUUCCCUGACAUAUACUAUCAUCCCUUGGAUUUUGUCUCAGUCAGGCAUGGAGAAACUGUGGCCUUCCGGGUGCUGUUGGCCUCUCAAGACCCAUCUGCAUAGUGAAUAUAGAAUGGGAACUGGAACCAAAAACAUCUGGAAGGCCACAGAUUCCCCAUCCUGAAUCUAGGACUUCUCUCAACAAGUUUGUAUGUAUAAACAGGACCGAAAUCUUGCACGAUGUCUGUAUCUGAAUGCUUUUCAUCUCCAACAAACAUUUAUUGAUAUUAUUUGGAUAUCAUUGUUAUUAUUCACUUCAUUUCAAUAGUGUUUUAUAUUUUUAAGGGGGGAAAACCUCAAAGCAGUUUUCAACCUGCAUUAAAACAUCAAAUAAAAUAAUCCAGAAUAAAACAUUACUGAAGGAAGUCAAAUAUAAAAGUAUAACUUUCAAAGCAACAUAAUUAACAGAAAAUUAAAGCAUUAUAUUCAAAAAUUCAAGAGAAAAUAUUAAGAUACUAUUGAUUGAUUGUUAUAAAGCUGAUUAAUAGGAAUGUUACGAGAUGCCCAUGUCUGUUCUUCUUCAGAAAUUUGUUAUUUAAGCCAAACGAUUUACAGAAACAUAGGAUUUUAAAGGAAGUUUGAAAGGAGAGAAACAGAAAGAUAGGCUGGAGGCAAGCCUGAGAGGAUUUUUUUUUUUUUUAAAAGUGAUAAAUUGCAUAAAACAAUUUAGGGUUUUUUUAAAUAUUCUUUUCUGACCAAGGCCAUUUGCCAUGGUCUAAUUUUGUGGUUUCGUUGUGGUUUUAUAAGGGGUGAAGCAAAGGCGUAAUAAUGCUUGGACUACAUAUCCCAUGUUCUAAGGAAUGAGAAGGUCUUGUCUCCAUUCUUUAUAUGCGCCUCUUGGCUAUUUAAUGGAUUGUUCUGUUUAAUUGAACACACACACACACACACACACCCCCACCCCCACGGGAAGAGUAUGUUUUGGACGACACGAUUUUGGACCAGGUUCAGCCCUUCCAGUCUCAUUGCAGAAUUGUCACUUAGCGUUAUGCAAUCUUUAGAGAUUUAAAUUCUUUCUUGGCCUCUUUUCAGAUUCACCAGCUGGCAUGGACCUCAGCCAUUCUCGGGAACAAACAGAGCCUACAGGUACUGUGCUGUGAUGCCCUCCCCCAUUCCUCCAUCCUUAAAAGAGUUCCCAGCCUGGGAACCUGAAGAUGAUUCUUACUUCCCACGUAUGACCAUAUAAGUACCGUAUUGUCUUGAAUAUAAGCCACACCCAAAUAUAAGCUGCACCUUUAAAAUUGAAGGGGGGAGGAAAGAAAAAAUACCUGAAUAUAAGCCACUCCAUUCCUUGCUGCUCCUGGCUGCAUACUGGGCAGGGAGGGGGGAGCCGUGCUGCGUUGCCGGCGGCCUUUCCCCUUCCUCGCUCUCUCCCCGGCCUUGGGGGAGAGGAUGGGGGACUACGCACGGGGCGGGCGCUGCUUUGCUGCGAUCCUGGCGCUCUUUGCCCCAUUCUCCUGGCUGCAUACCGUAAGGUCACGAAUAUAAUCUGCACUUUAACUUUUCAUGGUCAGAAUUUUGGGGGAAAGUGAGGCUUAUAUUCAGGCCAAUACGGUAUGUAACGAGAGACUUGAUCCAGGAUGUCUAACAUUAAGUUGGAUACUUACGUGUCUGCAGUGUGGCCUUAGCCCACAAGACUGAUGCCUGAAAAUUUGAAGGUUUUUAAUGAUUUGAUGCUAGUGCAUUUGAACUAUAUUAUUAAUGCUUGCAUGUUGGAUUUGUAACCAGAGUUCAAAUUUCAACUCAUCUUUACAAGAAGGUGGCCUUCUACUUGCUCAGUCUCAGUUUCCCUAAUUUGUAAAAUGCAAGCAUUGAGAGCAUCUUUCAUUGUUACGCAGUGAGCUAAAAUGUAUUAAAGCACAUUUGAAUUGCUGUCUAAAUGAUUCAUCAUCGUUAUAAUUCAGUCACGUAUAUAUAAAUAUAUUUUAAAAACUCCUUCUAGAUGUUUCAGAUGUUUUGACUGAUGGCAAUUCUAACACAUCCCAUGAAAUUGAAAACAUGGACAACAGUGAAGACUCAAAGGAAUAUCAGUUGACUAAUGGAGAAGGGAGAGAAGGUAAAGUGGAAACUGGAAUUAAAGCUAAUAAAACAACAUAUGCCACCUAGAAUUGCCAUUAUUAAUAUAAGUAAUUCAGGAAGAAGCAGAUGUUUUUUUAGACUCCAGCUCCCACCAGCCCUGUCAUGCAUGGCCAUUGGUUCACAGAUGAUGGGAAUAGUAGCUGAACAUCUAUCCCUGAGUUUAUUGAGCCAACUAAAAAAAUGGAACCAACUAACCUUCAAAAUUCCCUGACAUAAUUGGGAACCAUUUUGAAAGUGGCAGCCCCUUUCUCUCUUUCCCUUCUGUAUCUGCUGGGAUCUGCUGUCUCUCUCCUCUCUGCCACUUGGGUGAUGGUGUGGGGGAGGGGAGAGAAGGAGGUGGGCACAGGUACAGUCUCAGAGUUCUCUCACCUCUAGAUCAGACUUCAAUACCAAGAGCCCCACCCCGGCGCUGAAGUUUAUGGGAUAUGUAUUGCCGAGUCUUUUUUUUAAAAAAAUAAUUUUUAUUAAGUUUUCCAUUUAACAAUCCAAUCAUAUCACAUUAAUUAUUCCAAAUUAUACCAAUAAAUAUUAUACAGUCCAAAUAUUUUGCCGAAUUUUGAAUUUUGUUGGGGGUUCCCAUGUUUCGAGUUCAGUGAGGGUCCAAUCAUCUCAUAUUUCUGCUGCUUUUGAUGUUCACAAAUCCCAUCUUCCAGUCUUCUUCUUGUUAUCAUUUUUCUUCUUAAUAACCUCUGAGCUGUUUUCGCAGGCGAGUUAAACCAAACAUUAUUAUAUUUCUGUGUGAACUUUGUAAGGCUCUCCUUAAAUCACCACACACUGAUCCAAAAGUCCUGCUUGGGCGGCAGGCGCCAUUUUAGUCUGUUCCGAUGUAAUAAAGUCUAAGCGUCUGCUCCUUAAUUUUCCCAGACCAGUUGCACCAUAAAUCAGUCUUUCCAGGGGAGGGUUUGCCAAAUCAAACAUACAAUCCAAACAUGAUAACCAAGCAAUGGCUCACCUCCCCCUCUGACUAUUAAUCUCGCAACUUAGUCUGUCUCAUAAUGGCCGAGUCUUCCACACACAAAGGCAUUCUAGAAAAAGUUUCAUUCUAGGGUUUGGGUGGUGGGUUAAGUUCCUAAUCAGAUUUUUCCCCCACAGCAAGGGGGAAGGAGCAAGUGGGCAGAAUCAAGAAGGCAUUAUGGGUACAACAACACAGGGACAGGAAAAUAAGGCAGAGGGAGCUUUGUCACCAUGUAAGAUGAAGAAACGGGGUGGCAAAAUGAGACAGAAUUCGGAUUCAUGGAGGUCAGUCCAGUGUGCCCUUGCAGAGUUCCCAUUAACUUCAGUAUGGCUUCAGAGGAAGAGAACAUCACAGGAAGCCGCUAUGUACUAAGUCAGACCGUUGGUUCAUCUUGCUUGAUAUUGUCUACUUGGUAUUGUCUGACUGGCAGUGGCUCUCAGUCUUUCAGACAGGAGCAUUUCCCAUCCCUACCUAGAGAUGCUGAGGAUUCUGCGUGCAAAGUGGAAACUUUGCCAUUGAGUUAUUAACCAAGUGGGAGGGGGUGCACCAAAAUGUAUUGGGCCACCUCUGAGACAUAAGCCUAAUUCUCUCUGCCUGGACUGUACUGCUUUAGGCUGCGUGUGGUAGCAGAGAGCUAACACGACAGAAAUGUUGCCCUUUCAGGAGCAGAAUUCUAGCCUAGCCUUUUUCCCGUGGAAGUGGUACAGCCUAGGCACCAGUUGAGUGAGAACUAGCCCAGGGUUUCUGUAGCUAUAUAUAAAAGGGAUUUCAACAAAUGUUGCUUUUCUCACCAUUGCAUGUGAUAAGCUGCAGCUGCUGAAAUCCUGCUUCUGCACACCUCUUACAGCUACAUGGAGUGCAGGAGGUCUGUCCUUCUUUCUGUCUUGACAGCCAACCUAGCAAUUUGAAAGCACACCAGCGAAAGUAGAUAAAUAGGUACCACUGUGGUGGGAAGCUAAAUGGCGUUUCCGUGCACUCUGGUUUCUGGUGUUCUGUUGUGCCAGAAGCAGUUUAGUCAUGCUGGCCACGUGAUCCAGAAAGCUGUCUGUGGACAAACGCUGGCUCCCUUGGCCUGAAAGAAGGAUGAGCACCGCAACCCCAUAGUCAUCUUUGACUGGACUUAACCAUCCAGGGGUCCUUUACCUUUAUCUUAACUUGACAAAGGGGGGAACAUAUAUGACCUGCCAUUGUCCCCCACCUUCUCAGUGCAGCCUAUUAGCAAUCCCCAAUACCAGACAAACCUUUAUUUUUCUUUUUUUCUUUUGCACUAACAGAAGUUAGUCCGGAAACGUUGCCUUUAUCUCUGUUGUAUCUGUGGAGUUAGCAGGACUGCAACUGUCUGCACCAAGUGCAAAGAUAAGCGGCUAAGGAGAUAAUCAGGAAGAUCGUGAACUUCCCCUUUAAGUCCUCCCAUGGCAGUGGCUCUGAGUGACAUCACCUGCCUUACCAGAAAUAGGGUUUGAGCUAAAAAGGGAAUAAAAGUUCUGUUUUGUUUAAUAAAAUAUACUAUCGGGAACAAAAGGCCAACCCAUAUUUUAUAUAAAUGUGCUCUUGGGCAUUUAGCAGUGCACAGAAUUGGGAGUGCAUUCCCACGACAGUUAACCGUGCCCAGUGAUGUUCACAAAUGCAGGAACAGCAAUUCUGGAUUAAAUGGGGGGAGGGAAAUACGUGAAGGCAUUUUGACCAGGGCAAUGUUGUGUGGGUGCCAUAGGAGCAGCACAGAGUCUACAAUCAACUGCUGUAUCCAUGGCCUGCUCACAGGAGCAGUUCAAACAUUAGGUGGGUACUUUCACAAGGGCCCAAAUGGUCCUUUUCUGAAAAAGAUCUGCCGCUUCUGAACUCUGUCAUGGGAUGACCCCUGAUCUUCCACACACUUCUGAACUUUUAUCACAGGAUAGGUACUGGUCUUAUGCUUUCCUUGUGCCAGCAAGGACAAGUUUAUCUAUACCAGCUAAAAACCGCUCUUCUGCACAACUAUUAAAGGUACAGGAGUCCUUGUCCUCUUUUCCAUCACAGCUGCCACUGGAAAUUUUACUCUCUGAGAGCUUUUAAGCCGCAGGGUUCAGGAACUCCUAUAUAUAUUUGCAUGUAUAGGUAUGUCCCAUUUUCAAAUUUGGAUUCCCAGCUAGUGAAGUUAUGAACUCCUGAAUUAGAGGUUUGUCAGUGCUGUAAGUUAGUUUGUGUUUGUGCAAAACAGGGAAAGGUGUGUGGGCAAGAUACCUUGGACCUUAAGCCGGUAGGCGUGCUGCGGUUUUGUUUUAUGGGUGUCUGUGAAAAGAGCAAGAGAAAAGACAGGAGCAAAAUGGAAGCAUCUGCCCAAAGUUCUCUUGGUUGAGGUUCCAGCUGCCGUCGCCUUAGAUGUGUGGUUGUGCUAGAAAAGGAAGUGCUGUGUUUUUUAUUAUAAUCAGAAUAUCGCAUCUCUUGCCUCGUCCUGCUAGUGGGACAAAAUUGGGAGGGGGAGAAGCGUAUCUAGCAACUUCAGCAAGUCCUUUUCUGCAGAGGCUCAUUUAACAGGGGAUUUCAUAAAGGAUUUUAAAAACACACACGACUGUGGAACUUGAAACUUACUGUAUUGGCACCGUCUUCCUUUGAUUGUGGUUUCUGAUUUGAAACUCACAAGUCAGGCAGGGCUCUGUGAAUUCUCUGUGUUUUCUUCCUUUGUUUUAUUAACUAACGCGCCUAGGAGUUGUUAUGAUAUGCAUAAAAUAUGCAGCGCAUUAACUCUUUGCCCAUGUAUAUAGGCUGUUUAUAGAAUAAUAUGAGCUCCCCAAAAAGGCAGCUAGCGUCUCCAAGGACUUUAAAGUCCCUCCUUUCACAGUGGGGGAUUGGGGCGGGAGCAAGAGAGAGAUUUGUUUAAUGAAUUUUGCCCAAUUUUUGUUACUUUGUGAACGCUGAAGUGUGGCCCUUAAAGAAGGCGAGACAUCAGAAUUUGGGAAGCUGCAUUAUGCUAGCCCAGCCCAGCCCAUAUUGUCUGUUAUGAUGAGCAGCAGCUUUCCAAAGUCUCAUGCAGAAGUCCUUCCCAGCUCUGUUACCUGGGAUUAAUGUAUUGUAUAAAGAGAAGCUGGAGAUGGAACAAGGUAGAUACAGAGCUCCAGACGCUCUCCAUGCACUCUUUAUUAGAGUUCCCUAACCUUUCCACCUAGAAUAAUUCCCAGGGUUCUUUGGAUGGAAGUACUGAUGGUAUUAAUAGGCUUGUGCUGUGUUUUUCAAGCUACAUUUCUGAGAAUCCUAGGGUUCCUCAUAGGCUUAUCAAAGAACCUCACCAACAGAUCUAGUAAUGGGAGACAAAUUUCUAUGGAAGGUAGCUUACCAGCUGCUGCUGCUGCCACUACCAGCACCAUUUAUAUUCCAAAGUGUCUGGGGAUAUUCUGGAGUACGUUUGAGGUUCUCGUACAGCAGCAAUUAGUCCCAGUGGGCCUGGGAUGCCUGAACCCCACCUGUGCUGAGAACGUGACCAGAACCCUCCACAGCAUUCAAGGAUUCGUCAGCAGACAACUUCAUCUGGAAUGGAUUCUCUGAAGGUGCAGAAUUUGAAAACCAUUGCUAGCAUAGGUCGCAUUUUCUGAGACAAAACCGCCUCCGGCGCCUUCAGACUAGGCUGUUCUUCUCAGUUUUUCAUUUUUCAAACAUUAAGCUGAGUUCUCCACGUUCCCCCAUCACUUGCAAGUCAAUUCUUAUUUUUUUUAAAAAAUAUUCUCAUGAAGAUUCAUCAGCAUUUUAGUGUGGGAUUCUGCUCAUAUGCACAUUGAUGUAUGAAGCUUUGCCUAAUACAAUGCAAUUUUAAUGUUCUUUAAAUGUUAUAUAUGCAUUCUGUGCACCCUUUAGCCAGUCUAGGCAUUUCAGUACAUAUUCCUUGGUUGGAGAACUUCACUGCGAAAUUUGUAGAAGUGCCCAUUUCAAAGAAUGACUUUGUUUCAGUUUGCGUAAGUGUGAAUUGGGUAGAUUUGCCUUUUCAGAGCGAACUGAACUUGGGUUUCUUCCCCAUCCCUACUUCAGACCUCCCACCAUGAAAGCAUAAGUUCUUGAUAUUUGAAUAGCUUUUCUUUACCCCUCUCCCCAUCUAGUUUGCUUAUUUCUUAUUUUGCCCCUCCCCUGCUUUUUAUUUUCUUUUACGAGAGGCCAGCUUUUUGGCAAUAAGCCUUCGUGCUUGCCAAGGAAUUCGGAAAGUUUGGUAUUUUUAGUAAGUGAAAUUUCCACCAGGUGUUCACCGUCUGGGUUCAUUGAGGCAUCACCCUAGAAAUUAGUUAUUUAAAUGAAAAACAAGACAAGAUCCAAAGUCAUCCCCCUCUGCACCCAUGUUUCAGUUUUUGUUGUUGUUAAUCAAUUUAUCACCCACACUUCACCAGGAGGUCCAAGGGUAGGUUACAACAGUUUAAAAUUCAAAAUUAAAAACAGUCAAAACAAAUUAUAUUAGCAGGAAUUGGGUAGGUCCUGAAAAUAUAUAUAUCAGGUGUCAAAAGCCAGGGUAAAGAGGUCUGUCUUCAUCAUAUGAUGGAAACUGCAUAAUACAGAGGGAAUUCUGCAACCUAGGACAGAGCUUUCCAAACUGUGUGUUGCAACACAUUAGUGUGUUGGCUGCAGUGUUUAGGUGUGUCGUGUUCCUCCCGGGGCUGGAAAUAGGUUCAUUCAACCUCUGGUCUGCUAGUAAAACUGAAUUACUGUGUCGUGAAAUGUUGCAUGUCUAAAAAGUGUGUCACCAACAUGGAAAAGAGCCAGUGUGGUGUAGUGGUUAAGAGUGGUAGACUCGUAAUCUGGUAAACUGGGUUCGUGUCUCCGCUCCUCCACAUGCAGCUGCUGGGUGACCUUGGGCCAGUCACACUUUUCUGAAGUCUCUCAGCCCCACUCACCUCACAGAGUGUUUGUUGUGAGGGAGGAAGGGAAAGGAGAAUGUUAGCUGCUUUGAGACUCCUUAGGGUAGUGAUAAAGCAGGAUAUCAAAUCCAAAUCCAAAACUCUGACCUAGGAGCUGACAUAAAGGAUUCCCUCUCCCAGACUACCCUGGCUAAAUUUCUGAGGGUGACAGAAUGACUAAUCUGCUGAUCUUAACACCCAAGAAAGUCUGUAGGGAAGGAAGCGAUCUUUCAGGUAUUUGGAUCUUAUGCCAUUUAGGGUUUUAAACACCUUGAAUUGUGCUCGGAAAUUAAUUGGCAAUUGCCCACUCACUGUUAGUACUACCCACUCAUUGUUCUCUCUCCCCGUAAGCCUCAUAACUUCCCACCCUUCGACAUGUGCCCCAUCUUCCAUCAUGUCAAUUUCCCCUCACGGGACGAAGAGUGGGAAUUACACAUCAACCACCCACACCUAGUGUGGAUGUACCCUUUGCCUUGGGGAAAGCUUGAGGAGGCAUGAACAAGACGGGGGCCUGAGUCACACUCUUGUCACAACAGCAUAGGUAACGUUUUCCUCUGGUUUUUUUCUUCCUACACUGCUCCACCCAUAACAGUUAUGUGUCAGAGCUCCAUGGGUGGAAGGAAUGACACGGUUUUUCAAACGCUGACAUUAGCGUGGAGUGGAGUGGGAAGGGACCCCAGAGAAGCAGCUUCUGCCUUGCUCUAACAAUGUAUGAAUCAGCCCUGAGCGUGUGGCAGUGUGUUGCCUUCCUCGUGUGAAAGGCUCUGAUGGUUGCGAAUCCUAACUUUAAGUCUCCCCUCCACAGCCACAUGUAACACAAGCAGGCAGGGACGGUUGGAUGGGGUCACAGAACCAUUGGCGGCCUUCCUCCAUUGUUUAUCUUCCCUCUUUUUCAGUGACUGGUUUUACCCAGGAGUUGGGAGUGGGAGCAUCCUGAACAAUUCAUGUUAAGGAGUGUUGAGUCAAACAAAGAUUCUUAACCAGCUGUAGAAAGGUGGCCAGCGGUGCCACAUUCCCCUCCAGUUUUUUCAUCCUGUCUCCUGUGGAUGGAGUGGGCUGAGGGAGGAAAUUCAGUUCUCUAGAUUGUGGUCUCAGUGUGUAAAUGCUGUGAUGCCUUUGAAGCCUUCAACCAACCACGAAUCCCUAGCUGUGGCUGAAUCACAGUUGCCAGCAGGGGCAAAACAAGGCUUUAUUUCACCCGGGUCAAAGACCCAUCCCACACAUUUUUGUACACAGGCUAGGAGCCUCAAGGGCACCCAUCUGGAGGCUUCACCUGGGGCAAAAAUUGGAUAGCCCCCCCCCCAGUAGCUACGGCACUGACUCCCAUCAUCCCUGACCAAGCUGGUUAUGAAUGAUGGAUGUCGUUGUCCAGGUAUAAAUGGAAUAAGACAGAACCAUUGUGGUGACUUUUGUUAAAAAAUGGAAGUUGGAAAGGUGAGGAGCAGAUACAAGUGGCUGUUAAGAGAGAUGGUGAGUGAUAGAGAAAGGCAGGCAGCAGUUCCUCUGUCUUUGUCAGUGCAAUUUUAAACACAUCUAUUUGGCAGCAAGGCUCUCUGAUUCCAAUAGGACUCACCACCAUUUAAGUGUGCUUAGAAUUGCAGCCUUACAAUGCAAACUUCUGCACUGGGAAGGGCUGUAGCUCAGCAGUAGAGUAUCUGCUUUGCAUGCAGAAUAUCCCAGCUUCAGUCCCCAGCAUCUGCGGGUAGAGUCGGGACAAUCCCUUGCCUGCUGCCAGUCAGUGUAGACUGGAGUAGCUAACAUGGUGCAUUGCAGAUGUUGUUAGACUCCAACUUCUAUCAUCCCUGGCUGUGUUUGCUGAGAAUGAUGGGAUACAGAGUCCAGUAAUGCCUGGAGGGUACCGCUUUGCUGCCCCUGGUUUAGACAAUACUGAGCUAGAAGGACCAGUGGUUUGACAUAGAAUAAAGCAGCUUCCAGUGUCCCUUUGUUUACGCAGAAGUAAAUCCUAUUGAAUUGUGUGACACUUCUUACCGAGUAAAUUAAGAUAUAGGUAAGGCUGUGGUUUCUGUCCCCUCCAGCUUCCUUGGCCUGUUGGGGAGGGGAUAUUCAGAAUUCUUAAUAGGCAGAGCUCUCCUGGUGAGCUUAACAGGGGUGCCCAAACUUUUUUCAAAGAGGGCCAGAUUUGAUGAAGUGAACAUGCUUGAGGGCCGACCAAAGUUGUUGACUUUUUUUAGGGUUGAAGUUGUUGAGCUUUUUUAAGGAUUUUACCCUCUAGGAAAUAAACUGCCACAGGGGCCAGAUUAAACCGACUGGCAGGGCUUUGGACGUGCCAGCCUUAACCCAUAGCCAGGCAUAAGUGAAAGGCUUUCAAAUCAAGUAUUGCUUUUUCAAGACAAAUAUAAGCCUCACUGAGCAAGGCUGGGCUAUUCUCUCUUCCCUUUACCUCCUGCCAGUGAAGACAGGGUUUGUCACCGAACUGCUCUUUUCUCACAGCUUCUGCUUUCUGCCCCUCCUGCAUGUUGGUCCGCAUGUUUCCCGUCGUGCUUUUUUAGAAAGCACCUACAUGCAAACUGAAAAAUCGCUCAAGCUUUUGCUUGGGGGAACCUUCGAGCACUAGAGCAUGGCGGGGGCUUCAGUCAGGAGGGCUCAGGUGCAUCCUUUCAGUUCCUUAUCAAAAGUGAAUCAGAGGCAGAGAGAUGCACUAGGCAGAGGCAGAUGGCCUGAAGGAAAAGCAAAAGGCGGGUAUUUUUCCUUAGGAGGAGUUUCAGUAAGAAUCUUGCAAAGAGGUUCCCACAGGCAGAAUCCCGAAGUAGGUGAGUUGUCUUGUUCAUGUCUCCACUUCCCCAACCAGGGCCAGCCUUUCGCACAGUCAGUUUCCUUGGGAGUGGAGAGUGCUGUGGACUUGUGUAGUGUGAUUUUGUAACUAGGGAUGCCAGAGAAUUCAGUUUGCAUUUAAAGGCAAACCUACCUGCCGUAUUUUUUGCUCUAUAAGACGCACCAGACCACAAGACGCACCUAGUUUUUGGAGGAGGAAAACAAGAAAAAAAAUAUUCUGAAUCUCAGAAGCCAGAAAAGCAAGAGGGAUCGCUGCGCAGUGAAAGCAGCAAUCCCUCUUGCUCUUCUGGCUUCUGGGAUAGCUGCGCAGCCUGCAUUCGCUCCAUAAGAUGCACACACAUUUCCCCUUACUUUUUAGGAGGGAAAAAGUGAGUCUUAUACAGCAAAAAAUAUGGUAAUUUGCCGUUUCCAAAACAGUACAAUCCAAACAGAGCCACUCUUUGAAAUUUGCACUUCUCUGAUGUUUUUGCAUAUGAAGUUCUUCAGCCAAGAAAUGUGGGCAAAAAUGCAUAUACUGAGGAUAAAGCAUCAUUAAAACAUAUAUAUUAGUGAAAAUAACAUACAGAAAUGUGUUACUUUUGGGAAAAUUGCUUUGCAAAAAUAUGUAUACAAAUGUGUGUGCACUCGGAUAAAUUCACAGCAAAAUGCCGAUGACUUUUCCUGAGGACUGAUGUGGAAAUGUGGAGAAUGGAACUUAACAUUGGAGAAACCAGAAACCAGAGAAACAGAAACUGGCAGAUUUCCCCACCCUUAUUUAUGACAUCUACUUAUUUGCAUUGUACAAACUGGGAGGAAGGCAAGCACCCAGGUGCCCAGUGCUGGUCUGUAUGGUUUCCAAAAACCAACAGCUUAGCCCUUUUCUCCCCAAGGCUCCUUCUUAUCAGCCAGCUGCAAAAACUUGUUUCUCCUUCACUGGUUACGUCCAACUGCCAAGAUCCUUCUCCUUCGGCCCCACACAUGCAGAUGCUCCUCAAGCAAACACAUACGAUUAGUAAACUCUACCCAUACAAAAACCUCAAGAGGUAGUCACUGUGCAUAUCCAGUGAGGAUGUCUGAAAGCAUAUUCUGCAAUCAUAGCAUAUCUUCAGAAGUUGAUACAUUCACUCCCCACACUACUUUUCUCAAACCAUAGAGCUGGGGGCAGACAGAAGAUAGUUUGUGAUAUACUGGUAGAUCUCUGUGUGGUUUGCAGUACACUGGCAAAGACUUUCUGACUCAGGGGUCGGCAAAGUUUUUGUGGCUUGGGCCAGUUCACAAUCCUGCAGACUGGUGGGCUGGAGUAUGCACGUGCACACACAAACACUAUUUCCGGUGCUCCUUCUGGUGUGGAGGAGGCGUGCGCAGCUUCCCAUUGGCUGCAGGAGCUUCCUGCAGCCAAUGGGAAGCCAGCCAGCAUCGCGGAAGGCGGUCCCCGCUCUGCUCCGCGCUGGGGGUCCAUGGGCCGGUUAAAUGGCCUUAGGUUGCCGCCCCCUGUUCUGACUCCUAGUUGCUCAACGAUAAGAAGAAGAAAACGUUUCCAUCUAAACUGGGCUGCUGACAUGAAGAAAGCUUGGGUGGCCAGGACUGGGCCUUUGUAUUAAAUGAUCAUUUAAUGCAAAAGUCCACUCCUGGCCACCCAAGAUUUCUUCAACAAGCUCAACAUACCAGCUGUCCUGCAUGUGCAUUUAUUAUGGAGUCCCUCAAAUUUCAUUUGCUACAGAAAGGCAAUGAAUGGUAAACUCCACAAUUGUUACUAAGACUGUGAUCCUAUUUCCACUUACAUGGAAGUGUGCCCUAUUGAAUGAACACAGUGGAACUUACCAGCAAGUAAACAUGCAUAGGAUUUUGCAUGUUUGUUUGUUUCAAGACAGUUGUGGUGAUGGAUGCACUGCGUCAUAUUCCCAGCUGCUUCCAAAGUAGUCAGUUCUCUGGUGGUGGCCAUGGUCAACUCUUAAGCAGGGAUUCUUUGGCCCUCCAGAUGCCGCUGAACUACAAUUCCCAUCAUCCCUGGCCAUUGGUAAGCCUUGGUGGGCCUGAUAGGAACUAUGGUUCAGCAACAUCUAGAGGUCCACAGCUUCUCCAUACCUGCCUGUCAGGGAACUGCCAUCGGACGGAAGGGAGGUGAAAGGGCUCACACAGGUUGGGAGAGACGCAGCAGCUGAAGAGGGAACCAACAGGGAGGUGAAAGGGCUCACACAGGUUGGGAGAGACGCAGCAGCUGAAGAGGGAACCAGCAGGGGGAGAGGAGCUGAGCUGGAGGGAUGGCUCAGAGACACUUCCAGCGAAAACAGUGGGGAAGUUUCAGGACCUCCUGUAAGAACACCCACUCCUCGCCGGAAACUGUCACGCAGAGAUUCCAGAAGACGUGUUUCCGUUAAGGAGCUUUUAUGUUGGAAGCGAUUACGAAAGCAACCACUGUCGGAAUCUGCUAGUGACUAGAGUAGCCAUGUCUGAGGGGCUCACACAGACAGAGGUUUGUGGACUUGAACAAACUCUGAGGGGAUACGAUUUUACGCACAAGCAGCUCAUCAUCCCAUCACAGCAUUCCGACAGUCUUUGAAAGCAGCUUGUGCAGGAGAAGGCAUCAUGAGCAACCCAGCCGGAACCGGAGAAGCAGGAGCUGGAGCGGGUCCAAGCCUGGAAGAAAGGUACCAGAUGUUGGAGGUCCAGCUAGCGAUGCAGACGGCGAGGCUUGAGGAGAGGAGGGCUCAGGAUGCAGACAAAAGGGGAAAGCCACCCAGUUUGCCAGAAAGGUACCAGGAUUGGUGCAGAAGUUUGGGGUGGAGCCCAAAACUAUCAUGGUUUUCGGACAGAAAUGCAAUAUGCCCUCAAUCUGCAGUUUGAUGAAUUCCUGACGAGGAAUCACGAGUGGCUUUCGUGAUUGAGCAUCUUGAAAAGGGGGCGAGAGACUGGGUUAGACCCCUGAUGGCAGCUAAUAGUGACGUCUUAAAGGACACGAUGAAGUUCUUUCGCGCCAUGGAUCUGAUGUUUUCCAGCGAUAUUGAAAAGGGAGUGGUGCGCAGACAGUUAAUGGGUUGCAAACAGGGGAGCCGAUCUGUCCGUGAGUACUGGACUGAGUUCACCAUGCUUGUUCACAGAUUGGGGUGGGACUUAUCGGCGGAACCCAUUCAGAUGCUCUUUGAAGAAGGGCUUUCUUCGGCUGUGAAAGACGAACUUUCCCGGGCGCCCAGGGCGGAGUCUAUGGACCAGCUGACCAAAUCAGCGCUGGCCAUAGGAGCGCGCCAGGAGGCGAGAGCAUUGGAGAGGCGGGAAGGGAAAGGGGAACGUUGGAAGGAGUUCCGCAUUCCAGACAUUCCAGAGCCAACUUUCCCACCGGCAGAGCCGAUGGAAAUCGGAACAGCGCGCGCGCGCAGUUUCAAAGCCCAGUGAGGGGGCAAAGAAGGAGGGAAAAGGCGCCCGGAAAUGCUAUCUCUGCCAACAGCCAGGUCACUUUGCCAGAGUCUGCCCCCAGAGGAAAGAAUGGCAAGGGAUGGUAGGAGCUGUGGAUGGAAGAGAGGAAAAUAUACCGGAGCAAGUAAAAGCCAACGCCUGGCUGCCACUGUCAGGGCACAGCAGCCAGGCCAAAGAGCAGUGAGAGUGCCCACGCCAGAACCUCCUAAACCCGCCCUAGUGAUAGAAGUGACGCUAGAGCUGCCAAACGGACACCCUCUAAAGAUAAAGGCGCUGUUGGACUCAGGCAGCUCCUGCAAUUUCAUGAGCAAAGAGUUUGCAGCUGAACACCAGAUACAGACAAUCCUUUAAGCAGCCCCUGCAGGUGACCACUAUCGAUGGCAGGGAGCUGUUGGGUGGAGAAGUCAGCUUGCAGACCGUCCCAAUGAUAAUGAAGGUAGCAAGGCACACCGAACUGAUAGCUUUUAAUGUGGCCACCUUGGGAGGAGCUCCCAUUAUAUUGGGGAUGAGCUGGCUAGCGUUACAUGAUCCGCUGGUGGGCUGGCAUCAGAGAGUGGUUUCUUUUGGUUCAGCACAUUGCUUAGAACACUGCAAAGAGGGAAAGGGUUUGGCAGGGGUCCAAGCCACCCUAGCAGGGACUGAAGUAACAGAGAACGUGAAGGUACCACGACAAUAUGCAGAUCUCCGUGACGUCUUCAGCGAAAGGGAAGCUGACCAACUACCCCCGCAUAGACCCUUUGACUGUCAAAUCAACUUACUCCCUGGAGCACAGCUCCCUGUAGGCAAGCUGUACGCCAUGUCAGACAGAGAGAUGCAGGAGUUAAGAGAGUUCAUUGACAAGAACCUGAAGAGAGGGUUCAUCAGAGAGUCCAGGGCGGUGGGGGGCAGCCCAGUGUUUUUUGUGGAUAAGAAAAACACGAACAAGCCGAGGCUGGUGUGUGACUUCAGGGCCUUAAAUGCAGUGUCAGAACCAGUAGCCUUCCCUAUGCCCAGGAUUGACGACAUUUUGACAAGGGUGCGGAAGGGAAAGAUUUUCACAAAGCUGGACCUAAGGGGGGCGUACAACCUGGUACGAAUAAGGAAGGGGGAUGAAUGGAAAACCACUAUGUUCACCCCUUUAGGGGCAUUUGAAUAUUUGGUUAUGCCCUUCGGCCUACAAGCAGGCUCCGCAACAUUUCAAUCGUUUAUGAACCACGUCCUGGGGCCUUUGCUUUACAAGAAUUGUGUGGCCUAAUAAGACGACGUGUUGGUGUAUUCUGAGAAUGAGGAGCAGCAUGUGAGAGACGUCAGAGAAGUGUUGAGCAGGCUGCAAGCCAACCAGCUGUGGGUGAAACUGGAGAAGUGUCAGUUUCAUACCAAGGAGGUGGAAUUCCUGGGGUAUCGCCUGUCAGACAAAGGAUUGGCCAUGGAUCCCGGCAAGGUCCAGGCGGUGCUGGAAUGGAAAACACCCAAAACAAAGAAGGAUGUGCAGAGGUUCCUAGGAUUUGGGAACUUCUAUCGUAAGUUCAUCCGAAACUUUGCCCACCUGACGGCGCCCAUUACGGACUGUCUCAGCAGUAAGAAGAAGUUCGUGUGGACUGAGGAGGCGGAGCGAGCAUUUGAGGAACUAAAAAGGGCCUUCGCCUCGGAACAACAACUCCUGCAUGUGGAUUUACAAAAACCGAUGAGAGUGGAAACUGACGCAUCAGACAGAGCGAUUGGGGCGGUGCUUCUGCAGCCAGGCAAGAAGGGGUCAGAGUGGAGACCGUGUGCCUUUUUUCGCGAAAGCUGAACAAAUCCGAGAGGAACUACACGGUGUAUGACCGAGAACUACUAGCCAUUCAUGAGGCGUUCCGGAGAUGGAGGCACCUGCUAAUUGGCGCACAACAUAAGGUGCAAGUGUGCACUGACCACAAGAACCUAGAGUAUUGGAGGACGGCACGAGUGCUCAACCAACGGCAAGUGAGAUGGGCCCAGGAGUUCUCCAAAUUUAACUUUGAGAUUAGUUACGUGCCAGGCCCAGAGAACAUUAGGGCGGACGCUCUCUCACGCAAACCUGAAUAUUUGGAGGGGAGGGGGCACCGAAGAGAGACAUGUCAUUCCAGAAGACCGCUGGGUGUGUGGGGCGGCAUUGGUGGGACAAAGAGAACUGGUAGAGGAAACAGAGAAUGAUGAAUACGCCCAGAAUAAGCUCAGAGGUCUUAGGGGUGAUGGAGAGGAACCAGGGGUUUUGAGGAAAGAAAUGGAGCUUUGUAUUACAAAGGGGCACUGUAUAUCCCUGAAGGAGAGUUAAGGGGAGGGUACUCAAGCAGUUGCACGACAGCCCUACGGCGGGGCAUUUUGGACAACACAAAACCAUGUGGUUGGUCACCAGGGAAUUUUGGUGGCCUAAGGUGAGGGAAGAUGUACGUGAGUAUGUAAGAGGGUGCGAGCAAUGCCAGCGAGCCAAAGGGGAAAGGCGGGCGCCGGCGGGGCUAUUAGAACCCUUACCAACCCCAGAACGACCUUGGGAGGCAGUGUCGAUAGAUUUUAUGACUGAUCUGCCGAAGUCCAAAGGGAAAACAGCCAUCAUGGUGGUGGUAGACCUACUAACAAAGAUGUGCCACUUUGUAGCUUGCUCGCAUGCAGUCACGGCGGAAGAGACAGCGAAGUUAUUUGUAGAAAACAUUUUUAGGUUGCACGGGGUGCCAUUGAGGGUGGUCUCAGACCGAGGAAAACAAUUUACUUCCAGGUUCUGGAGGAAGCUCAUGAGCUUACUGCAGGUGGAGGUCAAUUUUUCGACUGCCCGGCACCCUGAAACCAACGGGCAGGCGGAAAGAGCAAACGGUGUCCUCCAGCAAUACCUGAGGUGUUAUGUCAAUGACAGAGAGAAUGACUGGGUAGAAAAGUUGGCGCUGGCGGAAUUUGCCUACAACAAUGCCGAGAAUGUGUCCACAGGGAUGAGCCCCUUCUUGGCUAAUUAUGGGUGUCAUCCCAGGGCUUUCCCAGGGGAGAGGGGGAGAGAUGGAGCGUCCCGGCAGCCGAGCAUUUUGUGGAAGAAAUGGAAGCAAUCCAUCGUCAGCUCCAACUCAACUUAGAAAGGGCGAAGGAAGAAUACAAGAGGCAGGCAGACAAGAACCGAAGGGAAGGUGAAACCAUAAGGGUGGGAGAUAGGGUGUGGCUGUCAACCCAAGGGUUGCCGUUCAAAGGAGGUUGUAAGAAAUUAAGACCCAGGAGGUUGGGUCCCUUUGAGGUCAUUCAACAGGUCAACCCAGUGGCUUUCAGGCUCCGGUUACCCAACCACAUGAAACUGCACCCAGUAUUUCACAGGUCGUUACUGUCACCGUACGAAGGGGGACGAGAAGGGCUGGGCCCCGGGGACCGGUCGUAGAAGAAAGAGAAUGCAGCAGCCAUGUGGCAGAAAUCCUCGACGCCAGGUGGAAGGGGGAUCAGGUGGAGUAUUUGGUAGCGUGGGAAGGAGAACCGGAGUCAGAAAACACUUGGGUAAUGGCUGAAGAUAUCAAUGACGAGGUAUUGAUAGAAACGUUCCAUCAAAGGUUCCCAAGGAAACCUCAGCCUGUGGAGAGGUUCCGGAGGGAAUACUUUGGGACCACUGAUGAAGGGGAGGAGUUGGAAGGAUUCCCGGACUCGGAAGGGGAAGGGGAGAUGGACUCUGAGGAGGAGGUGUACUUCGAGACCAGGAACCGCAACAGGUUGAGAGAAGUGUUCGAGACAUCGGAAGAUGAAGGAAGUUCAUUCCGGGUUUUGCCUCCUCACCGCCCGUAGAGGAGGGGGCGAGAGGGGGUGAAGGGGGCCCUGGAGGGGAGGUGGAUGUCAGGGAACUGCCAUCGGACGGAAGGGAGGUGAAAGGGCUCACACAGGUUGGGAGAGACGCAGCAGCUGAAGAGGGAACCAACAGGGAGGUGAAAGGGCUCACACAGGUUGGGAGAGACGCAGCAGCUGAAGAGGGAACCAGCAGGGGGAGAGGAGCUGAGCUGGAGGGAUGGCUCAGAGACACUUCCAGCGAAAACAGUGGGGAAGUUUCAGGACCUCCUGUAAGAACACCCACUCCUCGCCGGAAACUGUCACGCAGAGAUUCCAGAAGACGUGUUUCCGUUAAGGAGCUUUUAUGUUGGAAGCGAUUACGAAAGCAACCACUGUCGGAAUCUGCUAGUGACUAGAGUAGCCAUGUCUGAGGGGCUCCGUCACAGACAGAGGUUUGUGGACUUGAACAAACUCUGAGGGGAUACGAUUUUACGCACAAGCAGCUCAUCAUCCCAUCACACUGCCUUAUGUGGAAAUGAUCCUGUGAGCCAAUAGAUUCUAUGGGCUUCUCCAGACGACAUAUUUAUGGAGCUUUCACCGUGAUUUGUGUUCUAGGCAGGGUUCUCAAAAAUCCAAAGCAGUCCAAUGAGGACUGAACGUGUUCAGUGGUCACAGAACGAGAGGGAGGGGAAUGGAAAACUGGGAGGGAAAGAAAUGCAAUGAUUGGGAACCUGAAGAGACAGACUUUACACUGCAGCAUUUUUUAUUUAUUUUUAUUUUUUCCAGGUUCCAGUUGCAUAGACUCCCCAUAGCUUUUCAAAGACUUGCAUGCAAUGGGAAGGGCUACGUGUAACUCUUCGCUGGGGGGGGGGGCAAAUUAAAUUUCAUUUCAUAGAGAAGUUGAACUGUGCUCAUGUAUAUAUUAUGUAAAUUGAAUUUGCACGACUUAUUUCGUGUAAUUCUGCAUCGUUUACAAUUUUUUGCUUAAUUCAUUCUGCUGGCCAUAGAGCGAGAAACGGGCUUUCCUCUACCUACAGAAAUAUUACCUUUACAGCUACAGCAUGAUGCUAUUUUUAAAUGAAGCAUGAGGCGUUUUAGGGCAACUCAUCCAUUAUAAACAAAUGUGUUUAAUGAAGUCUUGGUGUUGAGGCUUUAAAAAAAGAAAAAAACGACAAGCAGUCGCAGGAGAAGGUGGGAGGGCGGGCUUUCCCUGUUGACAAUUUUCUGGCUUAGAUCCUGCCCACAAGUUGAUUUUCCUUCUUCAGGGUUCACAUGCAUCAGCCCUGAGAGGGGAAGCAGGCACCUUGAGGUGAUUUUGGAGCAGAACAAUAGCUGGCAGAGGAAGAGUUAAGCACCAUACACAUACUCCCACCAACACUCCUAUUGGUCUAUGCCUGUCAGUGCCGGAUUUAUGUAUAAGCUAAACAGGCUAUAUCUUAGGGCCCCACUCUCCCCCCAAAAAAUUAAAGGGAAAAAACUGGAUGUACAUUUCCAAAAUAUAAGAUAAAAAACAAAUCAAAUAAAACCUACACCAGUGUUUUGUUUUGUGUAGGCUCCUAUUAGGUCCAUAAAUUACCAUAUAGCAUAUAUUCAACACAAAAAACAGUGGCAAUUUGUUGUUGACAAAGGACAGCUGGACAUAUAAACGGCCCCAUUACCUUCAGUAGCAUCAAACCUAAAUCUGGCCCUCGUCCCUGUGAUAAAUAGCAAAUUCCAUUCCUGGUGCCUGGAUCAUUUUGGUUCUGGAUGUCCUCUAGUUAAAACAAACAAGACUCAAAUAGGCCUAAUUCUGAAGUGCUCGAUGGAGCCUUCCCCCAGUAUUUUUAGGGCCAUGUGAUGAAAACCCAGCACAUGGAAGUUGCCUCCAUCCCUUCGACCCAGGUGGAAUUGCAAGGUUGUGUACAAUGGGUUGCUGCUUAAAGACUUUCAAUCAGAGGUGACUCUAAUGCCAAAAGCAGCUGCCUUUGGAGUUUCUAGCAGUUCAUUGAGCUGAGUGUUUUCUUGCUCCUGCUGCUGCUCAGAAAUCCAGAACACUUCCUGGCCUCAGGUGAGCACAGAAGUAGCUCCAGAAUGACAGCUUAUAAGACAGAGAUAUGGAUUGCUCAGUGGGUGGAAGAAAUAUUAGAAUUAAGCGUCAAGGAAACAGUGAUGCUAAAAAUGAAAUACUCCUGACACCUCUGAUCUUACCUGGGAGCCAUUUCUUGAGUUGCUGGAUCUUGAAUGGAUCCAUCUUGUCUUCAUGUUGUUGUUUCUUUUCUCUGCCCUCCCUUCAUCUGUCUUUCUCUCCUAUUUUUCCUUCUCUUUUUCUGGUUUCUCUAUUUUCUUCAUACUGUGAGCAGUCGUGAAUGGGGUGGGCAGUGGGGAAUUAAAGAGGGUGGGCAUUUAAAAAUGGUUUUUGCUGGCCUAAAUCAGGGAUGGGAAAACUGCUUUUCCAGAUUAUCAGACUCCAGUUCCCAUCAUCACAGACCAUUGAAUGUGCUGUCUGGGGCUGAUGAGAACUGGAGACCAACAAAUUUACCACCCUUGGUCUAAAUGGCUUAUAACCUAUAAUAGUUUGAAUUCAAUCUGCCCCCUGCCCCCCAAAAUAAGUUUUAAGAUCUGGAAAAGACAAACAAGAAAACUUAAGGAAAAAACCAUUUUGCAUUAUUUUUGCUGGUAAUGGGGGGGGGGGGAGCAUGGCUGACUUCUUUCUAUGGAUUCUCAAUUUUUAUCCAUCUCCUCACAUUUGGGACCUGUCUUCCAUUUCCCUUCACCCACCCCUCCAGAAGAUAACUUGCUUAAAGGCAAAGGUGAAUACACUGAAAAAGAAGAUGGCGUCUUGAAUUCUGAACCAAUGGAAAACCGAGGAGAGCCUGGGAGCCUUUAUAACUGUCAGCAGGAGUAUGGAGAGUAUGAGAGCAUCGAGCUAGAAAGGCAUUCCGGGCCGUACGACCUCAUCAGGCCAUCUAGUGGAAAGCUGAUUUGCCACAUUUGUGGGUUGCGCUGUGUCAGCCUCAAUGUCUUGAUGGUUCACAAACGCAGCCACACUGGUAAUUACUUUUAGUCCUUUCUAAGGCAAGGCCGAUGUUAAAUGCAUUUGAUCUGGGCCCACUAAGUUUAUCACCCCUGUGUCAAGUUGAGUGGGGAGUAGAGGUGGGGGGGGGAGAAAUUUGAUUCAGUUCGCAUUUAAAGCCAAAUUUAUCACGUUGCCACUUCCUGAAAAAAACAUGAGAACCAAAACACACAUAUCCUUCAAAAUUUGCACUUAUCUGAAUUUUGCAAUGCGGUUUUCCAACCAAAAAUAGUGAUUACAAAAAAAGUGGUCCCACUGAAAUGAAUGCCUCUGAGUUAGUCGCCCUGUCCAUCAAUUUCAGUGGAUCUGCUUCAAGCAAGAAUUACAAAUUUAAGCUGCCACAAGACUCUUGCUAUUCCUGGUGAAGAAUGCCAUUAAUUCAGGAAAGGAGUGUGCUGCGGCUGUCAAAAAAAUUGGGUAAUGCCACUCUCAGUUGGCUGUUACCUCACCACCAACACACACACACACUUUAGGUCUGUGGGGUGGCCCUUGCGUUCUCUCUUUUGGCCAGUGCUGGGUGGUGUGGCAUCUGAAGCCCUGCCUGGCAGCCCUCAGGCAGAAUUAUGUAUAAUUUGUGUUUUUAGUAUAGAGACUAUACUGCCUGCAUGACAGCACUUAAGUGAUACCUUUUUCUCCUCCUUCCAUGGUGUUUUUAAGGUGAGCGCCCUUUCCAGUGUAACCAGUGCGGGGCCUCGUUUACUCAGAAGGGCAACCUUCUCCGCCAUGUUAAACUUCACACCGGGGAAAAGCCAUUCAAAUGCCACCUUUGCAGCUAUGCCUGUCAAAGGAGAGAUGCGCUCACUGGUCACUUAAGGACACAUUCUGGUAAGUGACUUCUAAAAAAUACCAUACUUUUCCGUGUAGAAGACGAGAGGUUUUUAAUUCUAAAAUAAGAUUAAAAAUCGGGGGCGUCUUAUACACGGAUAGUGCAUAUGCGGGGCAGGCGAUUUGUUGCAGCUGUGAGCAGGAGCUUGUCAGUGGUGAUUGGGUGGGAGAUUGGUUGCUGCUGCAAGGGCUGCUUAGGUGUUUGUUGGUGUGGCAAUUGUGUGUGCGAUUUUUGGGGCAUUCCCCUCCAAAAAAGCUCAACAAAUCUGGGCAAUCCUUCCCGAAAAUAAGUUCAACAACUUUGGGCCAUCUCCCUCCAUUUUCUUAAUUUGGGGUCCCCAAAAGUCUUAUACACUGGGGCGUCUCAUAUAUGGUAAAAAACGGUAGUUCUCGCCCCCUCCCCCCACCUGCCCUCAUUGAACAGCUCCAGUUCCUUUUCCUCUUCACUUUCAGUCUUUCAAAAUCCUUACCACCCCCUUCGCCAUGAGUAAUUACUUUUGCAUCCAAAUAUUGCAUGAGAGUCAACUAACCACACAAGAUUGAUCAAAGUCAUUGAUGUUGAUGUGUCGCACUUAUCUAGGAAACUGUGAUGAAGUCACACCGUUUUUGUGUGUGUGUUGCAAGCAAUCAACUUUACAAAGAGAAUUGAUGUCUAGUCUUUGCAUCAUGCAUGUGGAAGCACUGAAUGCUGAUUGGCAGAGCUGCUGUGAUGUCACAAAAUGUUCAUAAAUCGUUUAGUGCCAUCGAUUAGCAUUUUAGUCUUAAGAGAGAAGGUCAGUCUGGCUGGGAAUAAUAUCUCACACAGCCUGCAGGGACAGGAGUAGCUUUCUGAUGCACGUUGAAGGUGGGAAAGAGGCCCCAGAAAAAAGCAAAGGAGCAAGGGAACCCGGAAUCAUAGAAUCAGAGAAUUGUAGAGUUGAAAGGGAUCCUGAGGGUCAUUUAGUCUAACCCCCUGCAGGGCAGCGAUCUCAAUUUCCUCCAACAGUGGAAGUAGAACAUACAAAGCCAUCAUGUCUAACAGCCAUUGUUAUUAUCCUUUGUGAAUUUGACUAUUCCUCUUUUAAAGCCAUACAAGCAAGAUAGCUGGCAGAGCUGGCUAAAAGGAGAACGGAACUUGAUGAAAUUUGAGAGAGAAGAUGGGAGACAAAAGGAGGCUAAUGAGAGAGGGGCUCUGAGGAAAUUUCAAAGUGCAUAAGGACAGCAGGAGCUGUGUACAUGAAGCGUGAGAAGGGCUAGGCAGAGAGGCUGAAGAAAAUAGGACAGAAUAGGUGCCGGAGACAUGGAGUAGUCAUGGAGAAAGCAGGACUGGGGUAAAAUCUCCCAUAGAGCCCUGGAAUAUUAGGAACUAUGUACCGUAGACAAGAAGAAAGUGGACAGAUAAGGGAGGUUUGGGAGACUGGCGUCUAAGGGCCAUACAGAGAAAUCUUGUCGGUGACCAUGGACCCACACUUUGCUCUUCCGCAUUUUCCUUCAGCUGCAAAAUGGGUACAGUUGGGAUUGGAGGGAAAAUAUUCAACGUCACUGUCAAAUAUUUAAGUCCACUGGGCAAUUGGGUAUCUGGAAUUAUUCCAUAUAUAUAUAUAUAUAUAUAAAUUUAUUCUUUUUUUUUAACAUCUCAUUUUCAACAGUAAUUAAACAUACUUUUACAUCUUAUUCAAAUUUUUGACUUCCAUCAAUCCUGUCUGAAAAUUUUCCAAUCUAAUCUCUCAGUAUGCAUUUCUUAUCUUCCCUAUUACAUUUCAAACUCAUAAUCGAUAUCUCUAUCUUUUUCUACUUUGUAACACUUUGUAUAUUUCUCCUUACAAAACUUCUUGUAGUCCUACUAGUGUAAUUUGUUGAUUACAGUUGCUCUUCAAAUAACUCAUAUACUUCUUUCAAUCUUCUGUAAAUCUCUGGUCCCGCAGGUUUCGAAUCCUUCCUGUCAUUUUGUCCAAUUCUGCAUAGUCCAUUAAUUUCGUCUGCCAUUCUUCUUUCGUCGGAAUUUCUUCUUGUUUCCAUUUCUGGGCUAACAAUACUCUUGCCGCAGUUGUUGCAUAUAAAAAUAAUUUAACAUCUUGCCUAUUAAUAUCCUGAUCUAUAAUACCAAGUAAAAAUGCUUCUGGUUUUUUAAAAAAAUGUAUAUUUCAACAUCUUUUUCAUCUCAUUAUAUAUCAUUUCCCAGAAGUUCUUUACUUUUUUACAUUCCCACCACAUAUGCUAAAUGUUCCCUCUUUUUCUUUACAUUUCCAACAUUUAUUAUUUGUCUUAUACAUUUUAGCUAAUUUCACUGGUGUAAUAUACCAUCUAUACAUCAUUUUCAUCAUAUUCUCUUUCAAAGCAUUACAGGCUGUAAAUUUUAUCCUUUCAUUCCACAACCUUUCCCAUUCUUCAAGCUGUAUAUUAUAUCCAAAGUCUUUUGCCCAAGGGUAUCUGGAAUUAUUCCAGUCCCUGAUGCAAUCUGAUCGCUCAUGCAGGAGAAUUCAAGGGAUGGACAAGACAAUGAUUUUAAACCACUGGUUUACAUAUUAAAAUUGAUAUGUCAGUAACACAGUACAUGAACAGAAAGAUAACAGUCCUUUUGUUUGCUUGCUUAUUCCUCCUAGUGGAGAAACCAUUCAAGUGCGAAUUCUGUGGACGGAGUUACAAACAAAGAAGCUCAUUGGAAGAACACAAAGAGAGAUGCCGGACUUACCUGCAGAAUGCUACCCUUGGUGAAGCUGGUGAGCCCCUCAAAAUCAAUUAGAUGCAGAGAAUUCUGAAUUAAGUUGGAGUAUUGAGGAGGGGAAAGAUCCUGGAACAGAGUUUCAUAAACAAUUGUUUCCCUCCCUUUGCAAGGGAAAUCCAUGUGGCUCUGAGGAAUCAAAUAAUUUAAGGCAUGUAGACCUUCCUCCAUCAUGGCGAAUUUUGUGCAUAGUUGCUAUAAACAGAUUCUAUUACCAGGAAUUAAUUCAAUCCCAAAGAACAUAUUCAGGCAUGUUUUUAUACAAAAAAAUGUCUAUUUAAAUGCCCCAAGGCAGUGGGAGAGGAUACAGCUGCCAUUCCACCAGUAGCCUCAGCCAGUUCUAAUCCACUCUGCCUGUUGUACAAAUCCGGCCUCUGGUUUUACCCCAUAAUCCCCUUGGAAGGCCAAGGGUAGUGGUGGAGGGAAGGGGUAGUAAGCAAAGCAGUUGUCUCAAGGCAUUUUAAAGGGCUGACUGGGAUCUUUGCGCAUUCUGGUUUGUUGCUUCUGCAGCACAAGGUGGAUGGGAAGUUCCUGGCAACAUCCACCCCAAUUUAUAGGGUCACAGUCACACCAUACAUUUCAAAGCACAUAUGGAUCUCAUGGCUCUCCCCAAAGAAUCCUGGGCAUUGUAGUUCUGUGACGGGUUAAAAACAACAGUUCCCAGGAUUCUUUGCUGUUCAAGUGGUAUAAAUUUGCUUUCAACAUACGGCUUGGAUGUGGCCAAGGAGCGAAGCAGAGAAGUUGCAAUUGGAAAUAUAGUGGAUUGUAGUCUGAAGAUAAAUGGGCAUUUAGGCUCAGGGCCUUUUCUGUGGUGGCACCUUAAAGGUGGAACGCAACUCUGCUCAGAAGCGCAGCUGGAACAUUCUAGAUUAUCUUUUCAAUGCUGGUUUAAAGCUUGCUUAUUUAUCAGGCUUUUUAAUGCGUUGAAUUUUCGUAAUGGAAUUUCCUGCCACGCUUGUUGUUUUUAGUGUAAGAUCUUAUUGGUUGAUUAGGUUGCGGCUUAUAAUAAAUAACACCCUGCCCCAAAUAAAGAACAACAUGUUUAUGAACUCACAUUCAACAUUUUAAAUUUUACUUGAACUUUGGCGCAAUUCGUAAAUGUUGGGUUAAUUUCAAAAACUUGCCAGCCACAUGAUGGUGGCAUAACAGAUGAUUUAUUGGUAUGAUCAACUGAUGUCAGUAUAGGGAUAUAUAUGUAUAUAUAUAGAUAGAUAGAUAUAGAUAUAGAUAUAGAUAUAGAUGAUAUAGAUAUAGAUGAUAUAGAUGAUAUAUAGAUGUGUGUGUAUACACACACACACACACACACACACAUAUAUGUAUGUACUCCUUUUGUUACUAAAGCGUGGAAGGGAAACGAUCGUGGUUGUUGCAAGCAGGGAGGAUCUGUGGGCGUACCGAAUCUAGCUUGAACUAGGAGGAUUGAGUGUGGGGGAUUUUGCUCCGUGUUUAUCUUCUCUGAGGCGUCUCAUCUGCCUUUCGACUGCUCCUCUGGAAUUUGCCAUUGAUUGAAAAGGUUAGCAUUUGCGACCACAUGGCUGGGAAGGAAGAAAAAAAAGUUCAUACCCCAAACCCUGCAUGCAGCGUUGUAAUUCAAACGUGACUCCUAUGCCUGAUCAGAGAUCCUUAUCGGGCCACUAAUCAGUUGUCUCGUUCCGUGCUCCAUUCCCCUAAUGACCACAUCAUUUGGUGUGACAGGAAGCAAGGCCGCUCAUUCAGGUCUCAUUUAGCACUUCUGAGGUUAUGUUAACCAAACCCUCUCGCUGUGAGAAAUGUGAAACUGUUAAGGCCUGGGCUGACAGAAGUCUCAUGUUGGGAACAGCCUGAAUUGCACCCUGAAAAGGCAUGCCGUUGCUACGUUGCUAGAAUAGAGGACCAAAGGAGAAAGAGAGACAGACAGAGAGAGGGGUUGGGGAGGGGAUAAGAGCACCCAAAAAGUUGGUGCUUUCUGCUUCCUGCUUCCUCUUUACCCUCUCCUUCUCUGCUCACUUGCAGUACAGUGGUACCUCGGGUUACCUACACUUCAGGUUACAUACGCUUCAGGUUACAGACUCCGCUAACCCAGAAAUAGUGCUUCAGGUUAAGAACUUUGCUUCAGGAUGAGAACAGAAAUUGUGCUCUGGCGGCGCGGCGGCAGCAGGAGGCCCCAUUAGCUAAAGUGGUGCUUCAGGUUAAGAACAGUUUCAGGUUAAGAACGGGCCCCCGGAACGAAUUAAGUACUUAACCCGAGGUACCACUGUACAGGGAUCCUUCUGUCCCUAGGCCACAGAAGAGGUCUCCUUAACAACCAUCAAAACCGAUCUUUCACUUCCCUCACAGUAUCUGUACUAAUUAUUAACAUUUUGUGACAGUCCCUUCCCCACUCCACAUUUAGAUUGUACAUCCUUUGGCAUCACAGCGACACUUUAGUAAAUAAAUGGCUGGGGAAGCUAAUGUCACAUGUGAUAAGAUCUGGGGUGGGGAGCCUUGUUCCUAGGCGCGAAUGGUGCCCCUCAAGCUCUUUCUGUCUGGCCCUGGGGGCUUUCCCCAAGCCACACCCCCUCACGCAUGCCCUCCUCAAGCACCUCUGCCGGGCUGAAAUGUGUCCUUGAGCUCUGAUAAUGCCUAUUGCUUGUCCGUGUGGAGAUGUUGGGGGAGUGGGGGUGCAUAGAAAAAAAGACAUUAUUUUUUUUUAAGAUGGCUGAAAAAUAGUUGUGUAAACGUAAGAGUUACACCUGCUGCUCCCCCCACUUUGGCCUUUGAUUCCCCCCCCCCCCCCCCCACUGGCAUGCUGCCUCUCGAAGAUUUUCCAUGAUGAAACUGAGACUGAAAAAGGUUUGGGCUACAAACUUUAAUUGACUUGAUUAGUAGUGUGAUUUUUCUUUGAUUAGUCACUGGGUCCCAUUUAAUGGGUGGAUCUGAGAAUAAUAAUAAUAAUAAUAAUAAUAAUAAUAAUAAUAAUAAUAAUAAUUUUUUAUUUGUACCCCGUCCAUCUGGCUGGGUUUCCCCAGCCACUCUGGGCAGCUUCCAUAGAAUAGUGGUCACAAAUCAAUUUUGGGGGGGUAAUAUUCACAUAUAAUUAAAUGUAACCAAUCAAUCAAUCAGUUUACUAAUUGCCUGCCAUUUAGUACAGUUUAAUCAGCUAAAAUUAUUUCAUGGUUAGAGAGCUGUUGUGUUACUGCACUGCAGAUUGUGCAUGUAAGUUUGGAUGCAACUCAGGUGAUGAUCUCCACCAGGCAGAUUGCAGGUGGAUAUGGCAUCCACACAAAGAAAAGCACAACUCUACACGUAUAAAGCUACAGUGUCCAAGGGAAGGAUUCUAGUUCUUCUGCUAGUUCACAGUACACUCAGGGAUUUUUGUUUUGUUUUGUUUAUUUGGGUUUUUGUUUGUUUGUUUAUCUUGCCCCCUCCCUACCAGUUGUAGUUCAGAUUGGUACAGCCCAGUCUCGGGUUGACCAAUUCAGCGAAGAUCCUAACCCUAUUUACCUGGGAGUAAGCCCCACUGACUUCACUAGUUUUUACUUCUGGAUUGCACUGAUAGCAAGCCCUUUCAAGUAGCAAACUACCAUUCAAAGCCCAGAAUAGUCUCUUCAUGUGACGCAGCCCAGUACUAUCUUGUCCUUGUUUCUCACCAUCCCCAAAACACAACCAGACUUGGAGGUCGGCUCACUUGUUCUCUCCUCCAUUUCUCCCACCAUGCUCGAAGUUAUGUUUCUGGCCUCCUGCCUCCCGCAUCCUUAAACUGAAAAGAGAAAGAUGUUGCAUAGCACUUUUACAGCCCUGUUGUUUUAGGGAGGAAGGGAGAGGCACGCCCUAGCCUCGCUUAUCCUAGAGCUCAGGCUGCUGAGGUGUUUUCACACUGAGGCUUAAGGCAGUUGCUGCUGCCAUCAGCUCUGCAAUGUGUGAAAUCUACAAUUGGCAGAAUGACCAUUUGCAUUACAAAUGCUUCUUCUCUCCCACUUUCUCCUGUGCAUUAGCAAAGGCUGAAAAUGCCCUUAGAAUGUAGAAAUAGACACUGAAAGUUCUGUUUUUAAGUAGCAUUCCUGUUGUGCACAAGAAGUUCUUUAAAUUCUCUCUCUCUUUCUGCUUUCCUAUUUCCCUCUUUUAUGUAUCUGUAGGGAAGCCUGAGACAGAGGGACGUGGGUGGCGCUGUGAGUUAAACCACAGAGCCUAGGGCUUGCUGAUCAGAAGGUCGGUGGUUCGAAUCCCCGCGACGGGGUGAGCUCCUAUUGCUCGGUCCCUGCUCCUGCCAACCUAGCAGUUUGAAAGCACCUCAAAGUGCAAGUAGAUAAAUAGGUACCGCUCCGGCGGGAAGGUAAACGGCAUUUCCGUGCGCUGCUCUGGUUUUGCCAGAAGUGGUUUAGUCAUGCUGGCCACAUGACCCAGAAGCUGUAUGCUGGCUCCCUCGGCCAAUACAGCGAGAUGAGUGCCGCAACCCCAGAGUCGGUCACGACUGGACCUAAUGGUCAGGGGUCCCUUUACCUUUACCCUUUAGGGAAGCCUGAGUCUCCCUUUACUAUCCCUCUAGUCCAGAGAGUGAAACCCAUUUGCACUAACAAGCUUAUACAUGUGUACAGAAGCAUACUCUUUUGUGUAUACAAAAAACCUCAGGGUGCUUCCAGACAGGUGUUUAUUGUGAGCUGUAUGUAUGGAAGAGGAGUCAAAAUGCAAGCCCGUAUUAUCCGUCCCUGUUUAGUUCAGAUUUCCUCUUUCUGGGGGAAAUCCAGAAAGCCCUGUUGCCGGCGCCCAUUUGCAAUAAUAAGCCUUCAUCUGGGAGCAUCCUCACACACCCCGUGACCCAGUCUCCUAUGCAUAACUCUACACCUUGUGCUAUAUCGGUCUCCAGGCUCACAGGCGAGGCACUGGGUAUUGACAUGCACAGCUCCUGCAGCCAGGGCCAGCCCAAGACUUUUUGCUGCCUAAGGCAGAACAGCACAUGAUCCCUUCCCCCUCAAAAAAUGAGGGGCAUGGUAUCUAAGACUAAGCAUGUCAUUUUGGCACCUGAGACAGAAAAUCCACCAAGUGCCUCUCCCUCAGAGUAAAAAUGCAAUAAGAAUACAUAAAACAAUUUGCUGCCCUUUCAUGACACCCAGAAUCUGUUGCCUCAAGCAAUUGCCUUACACUACCUAAUGGUUGGACCAGGCUGUAAAGGUAAAGGGACCCCUGACCAUUAGGGCCAGCCGUGACCGACUCUUGGGUUGCGGCGCUCAUCUCGCUUUAUUGGCCGAGGGAGCCGGCGUACAGCUUCCGGGUCAUGUGGCCAGCAUGACUAAGCUGCUUCUGGCGAACCAGAGCAGCGCAUGGAAACACCGUUUACCUUCCCACCAGAGCGGUACCUAUUUAUCUACUUGCACUUUGACGUGCUUUCAAACUGCUAGGUGGGCAGGAGCAGAGACUGAGCAACGGGAGCUCACCCCGUCACGGGGAUUCGAACCGCUGACCUUCUGAUCAGGACCAGGCUGUACUCUAUGCUAAAAUUCUGCACCAGGCAAUCCACAUUCUUUCUUGAGAAAAGCUGCAUUAAGUCACCCCAGCCAUAAGGUUUAUAAACCUGUUCUUUCUUUCUUUUUCCAAAAAAGCAAAAGAAAAAGGAAAGACAGAAACAUGAGUUUCUUAGGAAACUGAAUUUUGCGCCCGCAAUCACAUAAUGUGCACUUUCUGUACUUCCACAGAAUUGUGGCACGUGCGACACCUUGCCUAUUGAGGCUAGUCUUUUUUUCAAUCAGGACAACAGUCCUCAACAUGCUACAGUCUCAGCAGUGAUUAGCCAGGCCCCCUCCCCCUCAUCCAUGUUGACUAAUUUCUGUACUGCGGUUUUGGGACAGGAGUGCUUUGAAGGCCCUCUGCCUUCAGUUUCAAAAUGCUGUGUAAAGUGCAAGCAAGCAAAUUAAGUAAUCUGCCUAUGGCCCUUUUUGUGUGUAUGUGACUAAUUUCAGUGCCGAUUCAAAUAUGCCUGAGGUGAGUUUGAAGCUAAGUUGUCAAAACAAGUUGUCGAAAGGGUUAACUUACAGUGCUGCAAGUUUCAUCUAUCACGCCUUUGUGGUUAAUGCUGUGUUAUUUUAUUUAAGCACACAUUUUAUUCAUUAUGGGAACCUUCCUCUGGGACAAAUUUCAAAGAGGUCAUCAUUUUAUGCUCUCUGGAAAAGCCACAGAGAGACCUUGUGGCCACCUGCUGUUAAAAGAAGCAUUCUGGAUUAGGGGAACCUUCGAUAUUAUUCAGAGGGGCUCUUAUUCCUUAUUUAUAAUGGUACCUUGGGUUACAGACGCUUCAGGUUACAGACUCCGCUAACCCAGAAAUAAUACCUCGGGUUAAGAACUUUGCUUCAGGAUGAGAACAGAAAUCGUGCUCCGGCAGAGUGGGAGGCCCCAUUAGCUAAAGUGGUACCUCCGGUUAAGAACAGUUUCAGGUUAAGAAUGGACCUCCAGAAUGAAUUAAGUUCUUAACCCGAAUUACCACUGUAUUUAUUUUCUUACAUUAUCCCCAGGGGUGGGGAACCUUUCCAGCUUGGCAGACGAAAUCUUUAUCCCCCACUCCCUCUCCACAGGCCAGCUUUAACAGGUGGGCAGGAGCCACCCAUCUGUCAAUCACCUGGCAUCAUGGAAUUCAAGGCAGUGUACUUGUGGUUCCCAGGCCAUCAGCCAUGUAGGCCCUGCCCAGAUACAGACCUGUGUUGCUUCAGCAAGAUGGUGGCCUGUAGAUCCUGGACCCCUUAUGUUUUCAGCCUUAACACCCUAAAUGGGUUCAUAGAGACACUGAAUUCAUGAAGGUGAAUCAUCUUUCAGGUCAAUUUAAAAUGUUGUUAGGGAUUACCUGAAUUUUAUUUCAUUUUAUUUUUGGGUACUGUGAAUUUUUAUUAUUACUUCAUUUGUUUUGCAAAAAAUUAAAUGGAAAUUAAUUUUUAAAAAUGCACUUGUAAAAAAAGGCUUGCAUUCAAUGUGACAUAAGCUUUCAGGGACCACCAAAACAUCAGAUGCAGUGGGUUUAUGCAGCUACAAUGUAUUUUUGAGUAUUUAGGAUGCCACAAAUUUGUCCUUCCUCUUUUUAAAAUAAAAAUAAAAAUUCUGAGAAAUCUUCUAGGUUUGUGUGAGGUUGUGGCCAGUACUAUCAGAGCCACCCACUAUUACCCUAUGAAGUCUGUGUGACCUAGAACACACCCAGCACUUUCUCCUGUCUCCAUAUUGUGUGGAGACAUGCAUUGAGAACAAGCUGCCUCUCAGAAAAGGUUGCCUGUUAUUACCAGCAGUCACAUUAACGAGCUAGCAAUAAGCUUCCAAGAUAGAGUGACAAGGCUCCAAACUGAAGAGUACACAGUUGGAAAAUCUCUGCUCCAGACUGCCGUGGGGUGGAGCCACAAAGCUAGCAGGUGGGAGGGAGAGGCGAAGGGCGGUGGGGAGGGUGGCGCAGUGCAAAUCUUCCGGCAGGAGUGCCAGAUUGACUCUGCCAGUGUGUUUGCACUGUGCUGACACCCCGACGCCUCGUCUCUCUCCUGGUAAGCAACAGUGACCCGCCUGCCAGGAAGUUCGCGUAGCGGCUCGGCCCCACCUGGUGAGCCACUUAUUCCUGUUGGAUACAAGGCCAGAUCUAUAGACAGAACGUAAAGAAUAUUAGCAGUCCUCUAACUGGACCCUUUACUUCCCAUUGGGAUGGAGAGAUUUAUCUCAUUGUUGUUGUUCUGUCUUGCUUUAUUAACAUAACAUAGUGACAAAGGGGAUUUUUCUGCAUUGAAACUUUCCUUGCUGUUUUCUCUUUAUAGCAUUCUUCAGAGUUUGUGAUCCUUGUAAACCAGUAAGCGCUGUUUUGUGUGCUUUUGUUUUUUAAAAGAAAGAAAUCACAGAUCCGUUGGAAUCACUGCUUCCUUGCUUUCAGUUUAAGUCUUUGUCUUCCAAGCCUUCCUUGGCUUUGCUCUCCUUAUAUCUUAUACAGUGGUACCUCGGGUUACAUACGCUUCAGGUUACAUACGUUUCAGGUUACACACUCCGCUAACCCAGAAAUAGUGCUUCAGGUUAAGAACUUUGCUUCAGGAUGAGAACAGAAAUUGUGCUCUGGCGGCGCGGCAGCAGCAGGAGGCCCCAUUAGUAAAGUGGUGCUUCAGGUUAAGAACAGUUUCAGGUUAAGAACGGGCCUCCGGAACGAAUUAAGUACUUCACCCAAGGUACCACUGUAUAUAUUGAUGCCCAUGACUUUCACUCUUCCACCAUUGCCGCCCUCGGCCACCAGAAUUCAUUGUUGUUGUGAUAUUUCUGCAGGUGUGAUAUUUCUGCAGACUCUCCAUUCUCUCCUGCUUCCCCUCACAAGGUGCUGCCUCUGUCUUGCCCUUCUUCUGUAAAACACAAUUCUUCCAUUAAGCCUUUUGUCCUGAAGCUUUUCUUCGACCCCUUUGCACCUUAUAUCAUCCUGAAAACAGCCUAGGCCGCUCUUCAGUUGCAGCUGCCCAGGAGCCUCUUUUCCAUAGUGACGCCCCAGGCAAAGUGGGAGGCUGUGUGCGAAUGAUGCAGCCACAUUGAAAAGGGGGCUCACUGCAUGGACCGUUUUGCAUACGAACUCUUUCCUUGUCAUCCCUCCCUUCUGCUUUGCUGUCACCUCUUUAGAUUAUAAACUCCUCGUUACGUAUAUUAAGUUUUAAGUUUUAAGGUUUUGGUUUUUUUAUGGCAAGAUAAGGUUAAAUAAAUUAAGGUAAAUCGAAUGACAGAAUAUAGUGAAAGAUGGAAAGGAUUUGUUGAGUUAAUUAAAAGGUUAGAUUAAAUUAUAUAAAUUAUAUAACAAAAAUUGAGAAAGAUGGAAAGAAUCUGCUGAAACAAUUAAUUAAAUUAGAAUACAAAAAGGGAGGUGUGAGGAGGUCGAUGAAACAAGUAAAUGAAAGAUAAAGAUAUGGAACAUUGGAUGUGUGUUUUAAUGUUAUUGUGUUCUUUUUUUGCUGUAUCGUUGUAUUGUUUUUUAUGCUUUUUUAUGUAUUGUAAUGUAUGCUUUGUUAAAUUUUUUGUUGUUUUCUUUUUCUUUUUUUCCUGUAAUUUUUAAACUCUUAAUAAAUAUCAUUAAAAAAAAAUAGAUUAUAAACUCCUCAAGGCAGAGACUCCCCCCACCACCACACAUACCUUAUGUAAUAGUAUGUGUCAUGUACCUCAGUUGCUCUGUAUAAUUUAAUAAAUAAUGAUUACUCCCACUAAUAGCAAACUCAGUUGCUGAGUACCAACAGGGUCAGAGGCAGUUUGCUGGGUAGGGUGGAGCUUCUAUGUCAGUUUCCCAGCAAAUGGGUUGCUGUUGCAUCCCAGAGAGAGAUAGGGAGUGUGGAAACAGCAGGGAAGUUGGUGCAGUAAAAACGCACUGGCAAAGCCAAUCUGGCACUCCUGCCAGAAAGUUUUCACCACACUGGCCUCCCUCUACUCCCUGCCUCCUGGAAAGCAAUAGCAACCAGCCUGCCAGGAAGCUAACAUAAUGGUUCUGCCCCAGCUGCCGAGCUGCUUCUGAACAGGAUAGUAACCAAAAUAGGGCCACUGAGAAAUAGGAGAGAGGACUUUGCAUGCUUGGAGGAAUCCCAGAGUUUGCAGAAGUACAAAGAAUAUUGGGGGGGGGGGACUUUGAAGGCUAAAAUAACAUCAGCAUCCUUAACCCCCCCCCAAAAAAAAACCCCAGUGAGCAUGCUCAGUGAUCACAGAAUGCUAAGUAUCUGUUUGGGUGGGCUGGGGAGUGAAAAGUGAUGGGGAGGGAGAAUUGAAUGGUGUCUUGCGGAGAGGUUAUGACUGGCUGGAGCACUGAACUGUAGCAUUCCACAAUAAAGCAUUCUGUUUCAAACAGUGCUAAUAUUAAUGAUAAACCAAGCAUGUUUCAAAGGGUGAAGAUGUUGUGGUUCCAUCAAAGCGCUUUUUUUCUUAGCACAUCCAUCAAAGGGCUGAACGCUCCCCGUUCACAUUUGCCUUUUCAUGUGUUCUGGGCCUGCCUGCAGGUGUCUUGCAAGUCUUACUCAAAAUCAAAUGGAAAGAUGGGCGGGACAAAGUCUCCCUCUGCGUUUCACAAACUACAAGGUCCAGCCUGUUCAUUAGCAAGAGGAAGUGUACAAUCAAGAUGUUAAUUCCGUUAGGUUGUUUGCUCCCCUUUUGUGAGUCUGAGAAAUUGCAGGGUUUCAGUGUGUGUGGUGUUUUUGCCCCUUAGCUCUGCUGACCACAGGGGUGAAACAGAGGUUUGAGAACAACAAGAAGAAAACAGCUACUCUACCACAAGUUCCACUCAGCCUCCCUGGCUGAAGUGUUGAGGGCAACUAUCUCUUUUCCCCUUCUUUGCUACAUCUCUCUCUCCCUCUCUCCCUCCCUUUCUUUUCGUUCUCCCCUCUUUUCAGCCUGAUUUUUCUCUUCGUUUUCCCUCAUCUAGAAAGCGUGGAGGGAAGGCACAUCAAAUCCGAGAUGGGGACUGAACGGGCCCUUGUGCUGGACCGCUUAGCAAGCAACGUGGCCAAACGGAAAAGUUCCAUGCCUCAGAAAUUCAUUGGUAAGAGAAAACAUGCUUUUAUCAUGAAAUCGCACUGGAAUUGUGUUGGUGAGGAACUCACAUGUUUGUCCUGCCUGGGAUGAUUCGAAAGCUUAUGUUGGUGCAGGAAUUAGUAGCGUACCUUGUACAGGAAGUUGCGUUCACAACCAGAUCCCUGAUGAAGUGCUCGUUGGUGCCUGUUUGUUCCUCUUCUCCCCGCUUUCAUUUCAAUGAAGUGGGCAGCUUUAUGUGCAUUUUCAGGGUUCUCCCUGAAAAGACUAGGAAAGCUAUUAAGGCUGCUGAUUCGAACUCUGGAGACUUCAAGAGAGCAUUGGAUUGAUUUCCAGUGAGAUCAGUACUGGUCCAAUAUAUAGCCCAAACCCAGAGAGCUGUGAUUCAGAAGGCACGUAAACAGCUUGGGGCUGUGCUACUGGUUUGUUUAUGAGUACCUAUGAAGCAAUAGAUAUAAUUCUUACCCUAAGGCAGGAUGCAGCCUUUGUUACAGCAGAUAUUCUUUGCGGAAAGAUAUUUUAGCUGCCUGAUGGCCUGUGAACUGAUUAAUUGAUUGACUUUAACUGCGUUGCAUAUUUCCAAAAUUUCAAUAAGAGGGUAGCAGCUUACAAUUGCUAGAAGGGAACUGCAGUCUUAAUAUUUUCUUUUCCAUCCAUAUCGAAACCACACCUAAGGAUCAAAUAGGGUUAAGCAUAAUAAACAAUUGUGCCCUUAAUUCACAGCCCCUCUAAUUAAAAUUUACGCUUGCCAAUUAAAGAUAGCUCCUGCUGAUUAGAUUACUCUGCUAAUUAAACCAGUUUAUGAUUGAACCUAUUUUGUGUCUUUGAUUGCACAGAUACUAUUAGUUGGGGCAUUUGUGUGUCGGUUGAGGACCCAAUAUGUUUGUGCCUCUCUGCCUGUACUUGCACAUAGGUGCACAAAACAAAAAAGGACAUACACAUGUUUGGUGGCUUUAUAGACGCCGUUUCCUUUUACUUUUAGCUUUACUGUUUUUGACAUAUUUUGAAUAUGAAAUACAGAGAACGGUUCUGAUAAACUUCUUCCAGUAAUUACUUUGCCAAGUUAUCCCAUGAAAGAUUAAUAUUACUUAGUACUAUUGGGCAGUAUUUAACAAAGUUUUACCCAGAGCAAUCCCAUUGAACAUUAAUUUCAAUUUCUGUAGUUCUUCUCUGAGUAAAAUAUAGAUGAAUACCAUCCAUUAUUUAUAAUAAAAUAUUAGUACGCUUAAUAUUGGAACUACUGUUGGUAUUGCUAGUCUUUAUACUGUUGUUGUUUUUAAAAUACUGAUAUUUUAAUUCUACUUAAUUCUAUUAGAUAUUUUAUAAUGUCAUAUUUUUGAUAUGCUUAUCAAAAAUUUGCAGAGUGAGCUUAUGCAGUUUGCAAUUUGUAAGAGCAAAAGAAAACACAUAUGAAAGACAAGUGGAAAAACUGGAAAUCUCCAAAUAACAGAUUCAUUUUGUCCAUUAGCAUUUACAUCUAUUCACAUAUUAUCAAAAUCUCAGUUUAGGAGCCUUUGAAAGAAAUGGAUAAAACAGUUUAUCAACAAAAACUACCACAUUACUGGGCAGGGGGAAAGGGCAUGGUUAAUAAUUAGGAUGUGUUGGAUUUCUAUCAUACUGGAUGCAAAAGAAAUUAAUAAACGAGCAUGCACUUAACUCCUGUGCUCACUGAUUAAAAUAGUGUUAUUCAUGGAGUAAUUCACUAAACGUUUAGUUGAUUUACUGAAUUAAAGGUUGGUUCCCCAACUUUUCAACCAUUCACUUGUAGCUCUGCCUUAAGCAGCUGCCUGAUGCUAGCAAGUUACCUUGCAUGUUUCCAUGCUAUUAAAAAACAAGAACACUUAGCUCACACAACACAGUAAGAGCUUGGAAGGCCAUAUGUCAUGGGUGAUUUAGUAGAGAUUCCUGCAUUGGAGGGGGUUGGACUAGAUGACCCUUGGAAGGUCCCCUUCAAUCUCUAUGAGUCUGUGAUUCUAGGGCAGCUGCAACCUCCCCAACAGUUGUACCUAACACUAUGCGAUACAGUACCUUUGGAACUCAAGAGGCCCAGUUUUCAUGUCUCCAACCUGUCUUUGUGUAUCAUUCUCUCUCUCUCUCUCUCUCUCUCUCUCUCUCUCUCUCUCUCUAAAUGAAUUUCAGAAUAGAGCAGGGUGUUUUCGUUUCAGGUACAAAAAUGUCCGAGGCCAAACACCCCUCUUCUACUUCUUUACCUCAAGCUCAAGUUAAACAUGAACCUACUAUAAUUUUAUUUUUGUUUUUUUCUAGAAUUUUUAUUGAAAAUUUAAUAUACAAAAAAAAGAUGCACGGGGAAAAACUCUGCUAUGCUUAAUAGAGGAGAAUCUAAAUAAUACAAUUUAAAGUAAAUUUUGUUAUGAUAGUGCUGCUAUAAUAAUAUAAUAAUAUCAAAUUAUAAACGUCCAAGCAGUAUACACGGUUUUACAAUAUUUUGGACCUUAUCAAUCCAGUAAAUUAUAAAGACACUCAAUUCUUCACCCCCCCCAAAAUAUAAUCACCUGACUGUCCGCCUUCUCUGGCACUUACCAUAUUUGUGAGUUUGUCCGUUGUUGUUAUUUAAUUAUAUUAUUACAGGUAUUUGUGAACAAUAUCCCAAAUUUUGAUUACCCAAUUGUACAGGGAUGGUGCCUUUGAUUUCUUCCAGUUAUAACAGAUAACUAUUCCUCUGGAAGUCAGUAAAUUCUGAACCAGUUCAAUCUUCCUUUAAUGCUAUGUCUUCAACGUAGCCAAAUAUUUACUGGAUUUAUAUCCCACCUUUUUUCUCCAAGAAGCUCAAAGUGGUGUACAUGGUUCUCCCCCUCCUCAUUUCAUCCUCACAACAGCCCUGCGAGGUACAUUAGGCUAAGAGGCAGUGACAGGCCAAGGUCGCCCAGUGAGCUUCACGGCAACAAUUAUUAGGUCACGUGUAUCCUAUUAUUGGGACGCGGGUGGCGCUGUGGUCUAAACCACAGAGCCUAGGACUUGCCGAUCAGAAGGUUGCAGGUUCGAAUCCCUGCGACAGGGUGAGCUUCCGUUGCUCAGUUCCUGCUCCUGCCAACCUAGCAGUUCAAAAGCACAUCAAAGUGCAAGUAGAUAAAUAGGUACCACUCCGGCGGGAAGGUAAAUGGCGUUUCCAUGUGCUGCUCUGGUUCGCCAGAAGCGGCUUAGUCAUGCUGGCCACAUGACCCAGAAGCUGUACGCCGGCUCCCUCGGCCAAUAAAGCGAGAUGAGCGUCGCAACUGGACCUAACAGUCAGGGGUCUCUUUACGUAUCCUAUUAUUACCUUGAUUUCAGUUGCUACAUCCUCCCAGAAUUUUUAAACUUUGAGACGAGCCCAGAAAAUAUGCAGCAUUCCUGCAUUCUCCGCUCUGAAUCUCCAGUGUCGAUCACUAGCAGUAUUAUAUAUGUUUGGGACAUGAUGAUUUUAAAUACCAGUGGAGCAUAAACUUUUAAAAACUUCAUUUAAGAGAUAGCACAGGUUAUUGGGGGACUUUUGGCCAUAUCCACUUCCAUGGAUCUGUCUGAAUUUCUUGUCCAGGAUCUUGAUUCCAACAGUUCAGAUAGAAAUUUCAUUCUAAUUCCUGGCUCUGUACCAGUUUGUAUAUUUAGCGUAAUACCGGUUUUUUUUGCCUUCCUUCAAAAUCAAAUUUUAUAAGCCGAGAUCUCUCUGGUACUGUAUUUUUUAUCUGAUCUUGCUGCAAACACCCUGAGACUAACUGCCAUCCUCUCUCUUUUAAUGUCUUGAAUAAAAAUAAACUUGACCUUAAUUCCCCACCCUACCCCUGACUCUGCAAAGGCAGAGGGGAAAGAUUUGUUCACCUUAACCACAGCGGGCUCUCUCUGACAUUUACAAACAAGAGUCAGUAGUCACCUGUGCAAAAACGGUGUGUGGUGUUUGUUUGCACCUACAGCCUACACACCUUUGAUGGACAAGAUCCUUUCUGUACAUUACGAACCAGCAGCACUACCUGAGAUCAGGUUGUGAUUAUGAAGGCAGCAGGUGAUGCUCACUUGUCACUGGGAUUGGUGGGUUUCACAGAGUUUGGGCCCCUUCACUCACCCACCAAUCCAUGCUUGUUCGCAGAGUACAGCUGGGAGAUUGUUUAUACGGAUUAACUACUCAGUGGUGCCAAUGUGUAUUGUAAACAAUGUGAUAGAGCAGAGAAAAAACAGGUUCUAACCACUGCUCUGCUAUAAAAGCUUGGUACGUUAUUUGCUUUGAGCCUGAUCUACCUUGCUGUCUUUUGCCGAGGAUAAAAUUGGUGAAGCCCUGCCUGUCAACCUGAGCUCCUUGGAGGAAGGGCAGAAUAAAAAUGCACUAUGUCAAAAUGAAAUGUCGGAAUGCACAUUACUGCGGCAGGCUGCAAGUGGGAAUCAACCAUUUAAGGAAGGUUGUGGAUGAGUGGCUCUUUUCACUUCUUGACUCAUCCACAGCAGGGGUUUCCCUCCCAGAAGAGCCAGAGUAUAAAUAUUCUCAGUACAUGGAGUAAAAGGUGGAGCGGUGGCAAGAGUUGCAGAGAAGUAAGGCAAGGUAUCAGAAGGUCAGCAGUUCGAAUCCCCACGACGGGGUGAGCUCCCGUUGCUCAGUCCCUGCUCCUGCCCACCUAGCAGUUCGAAAGCACGUCAAAGUGCAAGUAGAUAAAUAGGUACCGCUCCGGCAGGAAGGUAAAUGGCGUUUCCAUGCACUGCUCGGGUUCGCCAGAAGCGGCUUAGUCAUGCUGGCCACAUGACCUGGAAGCUGUACGCCGGCUCCCUUGGCCAAUAAAGUGAGAUGAGCGCCGCAACCCCAGAGUCGGCCACGACUGGACCUAAUGGUCAGGGGUCCCUUUACCUUUUCUAAGGCAAGGUAUAAUGUGAGAACAUGUCUGUGGCACAAAUUUUAAAUGAGCAUAAGAUAUUCUCUCACCCAAAGGAAUUCUGGGGACUGUAGUUCUCUGAGAGGAGGAACAGAAGUCUAACUGAGGAGACACAGACCCCUCACCAAACCAGAAUUCUUUGGAAGAAGCCAUGACAACUGACAUAAAAACAACGUAUGUUAAUUUUGUAGAUACACCCUUUGAGCUUCUAUGACCUGUUAACAGGGGCCUGCUUCACUUUGUUAAGGCACAUAAAAAUGUAACAUGUUACGACCCAAACAACAGCCUUGCUGUGUGAGCUAAAGUGAUCAGGCCUGAGACACACAACCUGGCAUCUUUAUUUUCAAGGGAAUGCAAAGAUGUAAGGCUAAACCACCUGACAAAAUAGAAGUUUUGUUUCCUACCCAAAUUUUACACAGCUCUCCCUGAUGAGAAGGGCAUCCCUCUCUCUUCCCUUAUAGGAACAGUUAUCCCCCCGAAAUAGACUAAUCACAUAUAUAUAUAUAUAUAUAUAUAUAUAUAUAUAUAUGUCAAGGAUGGGAUGAUACUCACACAAAGGAUCCUGGCCAAGCAAAACUAGGAAAAGGUGAGGCACGGGAGAAGGAGAUGCUGCAGACACCUGUUGCCUCUUGGGGUUUGGCUGGAUAGUCUUCUCCGAAUUCAAACUGCGAGAAAACUGCUUUUAUAGAGACAUGGGGUGGAAAGCAAAGUCCUGUUCCACAGGAUCCAGAACGCCACAAGGUUGCAAAAGCAACACUGCCAAAAUACAGGUUCUAGGUAUCAAAAAAUGUCUCAAUAUUGUCCUCUUCACGUGCUGGGGAACACAAUCCAAUACAGAGGCCACAAGUCUCCCCCAUAUUAGCUAGCAAAGUCCAAAUUGCUUGCAUCACAGUUUCGGCUUGAUUUUCACACUUCAAAUCCACCAGCCCCAACCUUGUUUUGCUGCUUCCAGCCUCUGUAAGCAAAAACCGUUCAUAUACACACAAGCCCAAAUAAAUAUAUCCAUUCUGCUCUGUGGUUGCGAUGCAGUUGCUAAGGCUCCUUAUCUUCAAGUUGAAACAAGCUGCUAGUUGAAACUGCAAAGCUUUCAUUUAUUAUGCUAAUUUUUUAGUCUAUCUGGGUCAAAGACUUAAAAUCGAAGGACUAGUAAGAAAAAAUGGGUAACGCAAUGAUACAUGUUUUUAAAGCAUUAUAUGCAAUAAAGAAUGCAUAUAUAUCAUAAGCAUAAAUACCUCAAACAACCAUUGACUUACAAGGUUGCCAAAUAUUAUUCUGCUUUAUUAAGCUUGCCAACUUACUAAAUAAUACAACAAAUGCAUUUUAAUCAUGACAAUUGACACACCAAGCAUCACAAACUUUUAUGGACUAGUACUCAUGUCAUUUUACUUAUUUAUUUAUAUAUAAAAAAAUUGUAUAGCCCUGUUUCAUAAAAAAUAUAUCAAUGUGGUUUACAGCAGUAAAACCAUUAAAAAGUUAAAAACAUCUAUUAACCAUGGUGAGAGGAUGUAUUCUUAACUGCCUGCAUAGGACUAGUGAUCUACCGGUAGAUCCCUGGCUGAUCCUGGUAGAUCAUGGGAUCCUUAUUGUGUACAAAAAGUUAUGGGGGAAAUGCUAAAAAACUCUGUGCAAUCCUCCCCCAAAAAGCUCAACAACUCUAGGUACUUCACUCCUAAAAAAAGCUAAACAAUUCUGGGCAAUCCACCCACCUCACGCACGCUCCUCCUCCAUCCAAUGACAAUGGGUAGAUCACUGCCAGUUUUUUUUAUACUGGGCGUAGAUCACAGUCUCUUGGGAAUUGGAUAUGCCUGGACUAGUGGAAUAGAACAGUUUUCAACAGGUGUUUAAGAGUUAGCACAAAAGGCACCUGCUGAAUCUUCGUUGGCGAAGUCUUUCACAGGACUGCGCUGAUGACAUUAAAGACUUGGUUUCUUGCUUAAAGAGGCUAAAAAGGCCAUGAAAUCGACACAGAAGUUCUUCCAUAUUUCUGUGCAAAGAUCAAAUGCGUAUAAGAUAGGAACACCGACCUUAAUCUACAGUAGUAAUUUGUGACAACACAGUCUUCCUGGCAAUACUAAAAUGAAUUAAAAAUUUGAAGAGGAGAUGAACUCCUCAGUCUGGAUGAAAUCUAAUUCCAUGAUAAAUUCUUUUUUUAAAAAAAAUAAUCGUUAUCAGUUUAAAUUACACACUUAUACAAAGAUUUACAAAGAAUUUACAAUCUCAUACUACAAAAAGAAAAUUAAAGAAAAAACAAUUAAGAAAAAAGAAAAGAAAAAAUACAGAAAAAAAGAAGAAAAAGCAAAUUUACAUAUAUAAAAAAACCUUAAUCUUCCUAAUUAAUACUUAAUUAAACGCUUAAAUAAAAAAGACUUCUGACAAAAUGAGUCUUCCAAUCAUUCUCAUUCUACUGUUUAUACUGUUGUUGUUUUCCCCGCACAGUUUUAUAUUCUUUAAUAUUGUUCCAGUCUACUCCACAAACGGUAUUUGUUGUGUUUACAAGUAUCACUCAAGUUCUGCUAAUAUGGUGUGAUUGGUACAAUAUGAUCUUAUAUAACCCUUAAAUAUUCCCUGAUAAAUUCUAAUACCUACUCUAGAUGCUCUCUUUUGUUAAAGGAUUGUGACUUUCACAACAGCCUUCUGGGUAACUGAAAUGCUCUCGCAGUGGGCUCUGAACGUUGCCACUUUUGCUGUCCAUUUCAUUUUUUUUGCAUAGAGAUGGAUCUGCUUAAACCUGAUAGUCCUUAAAUUGCCUCAAGAAUUUUUGCAGCAUUUUCUGAAACAGAUUAAAACAGUUACCCCUCUCAACUUUUUAAAAGACAAACACAAGUUUGCAAAACAUAUUUAUUAGAUGAGUAUAUCACCUAGGAGCUGGAACUGAACAUAGCUUGCUUCCCCAAUAAGAGUACAGCAAAUAGCAAAUUCAGGUUUCCCGUUGUGUAACAUGUGCAGCAUGUUUAAGAAGAGGCACAGAUACAGGUUUUCAACUAAGAAAACAAAGUCCUUUUCACCAAUUAAAACACCAGCAAACCUGAGCCAACGGGUGCACACUCAGUAGGGGGAUGAAGCCAAUGGCUAAUGCAAUGUACCUGUAUGAUGAAAUAAGUGUUUACAAACAUGUACUUGUCACACACAUUACCUGCUUUAGGUAUCAGGCAAUGCAGCCUCUAAGGAGUAGUUAACACAGAUGAAUUUCCCCAUGUGACUUUGUACACUUUUGCCAGCAGCCAUGAUCGUGGACCAAGGUGUGCAAAAUCCUGGUCGCAUUAUUGGUAUUAGAACUGAAUUUUUAAAGGAACGCGGGUGGUGCUGUGGGUAAAACCUCAGCGCCUAGGACUUGCCGAUCGCAUGGUCGGCGGUUCGAAUCCCCGCGGCGGGGUGAGCUCCCGUCGUUCGGUCCCAGCUCCUGCCCACCUAGCAGUUCGAAAGCACCCUUAAGUGCAAGUAGAUAAAUAGGUACCGCUUUAUAGCGGGAAGGUAAACGCCGUUUCCGUGUGCUGCUCUGGUGCCGGUUCGCCAGAGCAGCUUCAUCACGCUGGCCACAUGACCCGGAAGUGUCUGCGGACAGCGCUGGCUCCCGGCCUCUAGAGUGAGAUGAGCGCACAACCCUAGAGUCUGUUAAGACUGGCCCGUACGGGCAGGGGUACCUUUACUGAAUUUUUAUUCCGCCCUCUGAUUCAAAGGGUCCAUAUAACUCCCUCCCCUCAUAAAGCUAACAAUAUAAAGCAAACAUCAAGUUCCGUAACAGAGAAGGCCUUGUUCCAUGCUGCUGUCCAAAAACUGUUGUCAUUGGUGGGAAUGUAAGUAGGGCGUCUCCCAUAGAUCUUAAGGCACAGGCUGUCAGGGGAGACGUGUGAGGCCUAGCCUUUCUUCACAUGCUUGUGUACCCACAUGGAAGAUUGGGGGGGGGGAUUCAACAAUGUGAACUGAACUGCGAUGGCACCUGCCUUAUUGGGGUAAGAUACAGCUUCUGCAAGGUACAGGUUGGCAAACAGUUUCUUGAAGAGUUGGUUAAGAAAGAAGGAAACACGGGUGUCACUACAGUGCUGUUUUCUGACGCUAUGAUGUUGUUGUCAAUUAAGAAAUAAAUAAAUUACUCCAUGCGGUGGGGUUUCAUAUAGUGUGACUUUUAAAAAGUGACUCACUCUCUUUUAUCCUCCAAGGCGCACUCCCAUAAGCCUCUUGUCUGACCUUAUGCUGACUUUUCAUUAAGUACUAGAGUGAAAAAUUGCUUGGAGGAAGAUGUUUGGAUCUCUUCCUACCUAGGAAAUCCUUUCCCCACCUGCUGCCCUCCAGAUGCUCUGGCUGUGGCUGGUGGGAGCUGUAGUUCGAAAUUUCUGGAAGGCAUGAGGUUGGGGAACACAGACAUAGGCAUUACCUCAAGUAGCAGAUGGUUAGAUACCAGGAUCUGGACAAUAAUAUUAAUGGAUAACUGUUUCUGGGUCCUGUGCUUUUUCUCUGGGGGAAACUGAGGUGAUUAUGUGGUGUAGAACUUGGGCCUGGUCUACACUCACAGCAAAGCAUGGUGGGAAUAAGGCGGUAAAGAGUCUUGAAUUGAUAUGAAAGAGGUGGUAGGCUGUGCAUCUUCAGAUGGCAGAGUAUCUUCUCGUGCUAAAAUACGGAGAACCAUUUUAGCAGUACUCAUUUCCUGCUCUGCUAGUCCUCUGCUUAGGAGGAUUCUGCCUCCCUUACAAAAGCAUUUAAAAAUGUCGCACCCAGGGACGGAUUUAGGUUUGAUGAGGCCCUAAGCUACUGAAGGUAAUGAGGCCCUUUAUAUGUCCAGCUGUCCUUUGUCAACAACAAAUUCUCACUGUUUUUCGUGUUGAAUAUAUGCUAUACGGUAAUUUAUGGACCUAAUAGGUAUCUAAAGCCAUUUGCACAUAACAACAUAUGUAUAUUAUCAAAGUAAUUGUUGAACUGAAAUACAAUUAAGAAGAAGUAUAUUAAUAGUGAAAUACAAUUAAGAAGAAGUAUAUUUUUGGGGGGCCCUAAGCUAUAGUUUGUUUAGCUUAUACAUAAAUCUGGCACUGGUCACAUCCACUAACUUGCACCUCUCCCAAGUAGUACAGUCCAUUUCACCAUCUUCCGACUCGGAGCUUAACUAGACAUUGAGAGGAGAGAGAUGACAUCAUUACUCUGUGUGUUGUCCUGCCUUGCAGCCAGGGAACGACAGAGCAGCAAGUGGUGUGAUGGUGUUACUGCCAUCUUUGAAAUAGUAAAGCCCUGAGGUACUAAAAUGGACUGUACCAUCUUAGACAGCACCAGACAGGCAAGGGACCAUAUUUUCAAAUGCAUAUUUUCAAAUGGGGGACCACUUUCUGCAAGUAGAAACUAGGACUGGAAAAAGCAGGCUGGGCUGAUCUCACAACUUUCUCUUUGAUGUGUUAGUUUACAGAAAUAUUGGGGGAGAAUGGCAUUCCUACCUGCAGUUCUGAAGAGGUACAGGCCAUGCUACCACCCUAGGAUGGGAGAGAAAUAUAAUCCAAUUUCCAUUUAAAGGGAGACUGUCUAAGUUGCACUUUCUAAAACAAACGUGCAAACUGAAACACAGCCAUCCCUUCAAAAAUGUACACUUUGCUGAAUUUUGCAAUGCAUUUCUGUGGCCAAGUAAUGUGUGUAAAAAUGCAUGUACCGGGGCAAAGCGUACAUAGAAAUGCCUGUAUUAGUGAAAAUGGGAUGCAAACGCAUUAUAUAAAGGAAGGGAAAUUGCUUUGCAGAAAUGUUCAUAUUAGGAGAAAAUUGCACUAAAAAGCUGGUGGAUUUUCAGGACUUCUUUUUUUUUGAAGGAAUUGCAAACAGAUGUGGAAGUGUGGAGAACUGAACUUAAGGUUGGGGAAAUGAGCAAAUGUGAGGAACCGAGGUUGUCAGAUUUUCUCACUCUUGCUGGAUGUGGAGAGUAGGCCACAGUUCUCUGCUCAAGCCCCACAGUCCCUGGUUGGGAAACAAGGGAGGGCAAUGAGCUUCAUAGAACAAGGCCAGGUCAAUUAAAAACAUUAAUUGAGAGGGUGUAAUCACUGAAAUGACACCCACAACUCUACACCCGCCCAAAACAAUGUCAUAAGCGUGCGCAGUGUGGGUUGUUGUUUCUUUUAAUUCCAUGUUCUUGAUCGCAGUUGAAAUUGCGCCAGUGUUUUCUGGGUCACUUUGUGGUUUGCCACCUGUGAUUAAUACCCUUGAGUGUCUGCAGCUGCUGCUGUGCGAUUAAGUGGAUCAGAUUGGGUACAAAUGAGCAGGUGGAAACCAUAAUUCCUAUAUGUCCUAUUUUUUACUUAGUGACUCAAACAUUUCCGGUUUGGGGUUUGCCACAGGGUGGAAAUAUUUCACCCUCUGCUAUCUCUUUCCCUACCAGGUUUCUGCUUAUAUACCAAAGGUGAACCUUUUCUGACUACCCCUACUCCACAAACACUUUUUCUCUCUCACAGUGCUAACCCCCAAACAGGAGGUGUUUUUGAGCUUUUGAAAGCUUCUCCCCCCUUCGGCUCCGGCCUAGUGUUAACUCACGAGAGGAGGAGUACUCAUUUGGAAUAUCCAGAGAGCGAAGCUAAAUGUAAGGGGGAGGGGAGCUACGCCUGCAUUUUGGAUCAAGCAGGAAUCCAAGAGCACCUUAGCACUACAAAGUUGUAAUUCAGAAUUACUGAUUCUGCUGAGCGGUAUCAAAGCCAGUGCAGUGCUUGGAGGAAUACAGCAAACCAGGAUAGGGCUAGUGAGUCAUAUGCAAAGCAUGGCAGAAUCUAGACUUUCCUUUCCCCCCUCAAACACAAUAGUGGUUAUCUAGUAGAAUGCAAAUUUACUGGUUAGGUAAAUAAAAUACAUUAUGGUUGGUAAUCCUAAUAUUUCUCCAUUCUAAACAUGUGUUGUAAGGUCCAUUUUAAAAUUCAAAACAUACAUUUUUCCACAGCCAGAAGGAGAAACAUAGCAUAUAUUUUUUCAAGGCAAAAAUACUGCUCACACCCCUCUGCCAAAUAGUUGAACUGUUGCAACUUAGCCAUUCUUCACCGAACUGUGGCCAGAAAUAGCUAUUCACCAUGUAAUUUCACCAUAAAAGUUUCAUACAGAUAGGACAAACUGCCUUCGUUGUGUGGUGAACAGAACGUUUUAAGCUUCCUCUAAGAGAGCAUGCUAAAAAGCAUCAAGAUGUUUUGAACUGUGGAUCCAAUCUUACAGAAAAAGUCAGCAUUCCCAACAUUCUCUUGUCCUCAAAUGGUACCAAGAAAAAGCAAUAGCCAAGACAGGACUGUGCAGGUGAAGAGAGGGAGCCAUGCGAAUUGGAGAAGGCUUGGAUCUUAAUGGCUGGACUGACCAAAGGCAGGGAUCCAGGGAUAGCUCCCCACCCCAGUGGCACCUUCUGUAAGUGCCAAAGGUAAAGCACAGCCAUGAGAACACUAUUGUAGUAAUGGCAGCAUCUUCUCGCCAUCCCUGAAACUGAGUUGCAAGGACUGCACUAGCAGUUCUCAUAUAGGAAUGCAGUUUAUAUGGAUGUUUCGCAACCUUAACCUGUUGCAGGAUCUUAGCUAGACCCAGUUGAAUAUAGCAGAGCAUACAAAGACUUUCAGAAGCAAUCACUUGCAGGCAGGUAGGAUGAAGCAGGAACAAGACACUGCUACCAGUAACUUGGUUACUUAUAGGUGUUUCUUAUUUACAACAGACUUUACAAGUUACUAUAUACAGGAUACAGACACGGAUCUUAACUCUCUCACUGAACAAACUCCAAACGACUCUCAGAACACACACUGACCAACCAACUAUCCAGCAAGGAAUGUCAUGAGUCGUCAUGCCUAUGUGGAGACCUCGACCAAUAGCAGAGUUGUAUCCAAGGUCCCAUAUCUCUAGGAAGAAUAACUCCCUCUGCUCAGUUUUCUUGGCCUUCAGCCAACUUCUUAAUUGCUUUGUGGGAAGCUGCAUCAGAUAGCACGUAGUCAAAAAUCCCAAAAGUUUAUCUCUGCAGAAUGUACAGAGACACACAGUAACUUCCCGGGGCUUUCAAUACAAUAUACCAAAUAUUUAUAAGCCUUCACAUUGCCUGCACAGAGCCCGCCCUAACGCUGGAUAUUUUCUUAGUUAAUCGUAUUCAUGAGUUCAAAACAAGAAACUGAAAACUUUCAGCAUCCCUUGAGAAACGGGGCUAAUUUUCUUUGAUUCAUCUUUUCUAGAACUGGCAUCUGAGUCAUAGACAAAUGUCAUUCUGUGGGGGAUUUUUUCUUUUUUCUUUUUAAAAUUCCUUUUAUCUAUCAGAUGGAUCACAAGAUUGACAGAGAAUCUUGUCAGCGGGUUCUCAAGCACAUUACUAAAGAAACGUGAGUGGUUGGUUUCAAACCCAUCCACUGAAACAGCCUGCCAAGUUUCGUGGUCCUUGAGUCAUAGUACUGCCAGUGAUAAAUAUCUCAAGGGUUUGACAUUCUAGUUUCUAUCCUUCAAGCACAGAGGAUUUUAAUACGAAAAACGCCUUUGCCUGCUGUGUGUGAAAAUGUUGCUUGUGGCAGCAGAAUUCCAUUGCCUUAUGGCCAAGGCUGAAUGGAUCCCCUGGUACUAUAACUGUACCAGAAAAGUGCAGAAAUUAGUACUGGCUGCAGAAUUCAGCUGCUGGAGAAUGUCAGCUUCUGUUUUGUCCUAUUUAAAAAAGGCAGGUUUCAGGACCGCAAUACCUCAAGGACCACCUCUUUCCAUAUGAACCUACGCAGACCCUGAGAUCAUCUUCUGAGGCCCUUCUUCAUGUGCCUCCUCCUUGAGAGGUCCGGAGGGUGGCAACCCGAGAACAGGCCUUCUCUGCGGUUGCUCCCUGUCUGUGGAAUGCUCUCCCCAGAGAAGUUCGCCUGGUGCCUUCAUUAUACACCUUUAGGUGCCAAGCAAAAACAUUCCUUUUAAACCAGGCCUUUGGUUGACCUGAUGGACAUCCUAGACCCUUUUAAAAUGCCGCUCUUUUUUGGGGGGGGGUGUUAUUGGGAUAUUGUUCUUAUUUUGAUUUUAUAUAUUGUGAUCUUUUCUGUGAGCCGCCCUGAGACCUCUAGGUAUAGGACGGUACAGUGGUACCUCAGGUUAAGUACUUAAUUCGUUCCGGAGGUCCGUACUUAACCUGAAACUGUUCUUAACCUGAAGCACCAGUUUAGCUAAUGGGGCCUCCUGCUGCUGCCGCGCUGCCGGAGCACGAUUUCUGUUCUCAUCCUGAAGCAAAGUUCUUAACCCGAGGGUUAGCGGAGUCUGUAACCUGAAGCGUAUGUAACCCAAGAUACCACUGUAUAUAAAUUCAAUAAAUAAAUAAUAAAAUAAUCCUUAAGCUAGACCUGAAAGUGUUCAGGGAAUGCUAGUGAAAGGAACAGGACAGGUCAAGGCAGAGUAGAAUUCCUAAUAGGGGUGAGGCCUCAAUACCCCAUGUAUUGUUUUUAAUAGUAUCUUAUAUUGCGAUAUUGUGCACUGCCCUGAUAUUUUAGAACAUGGUGGCACAGAGAUGCUUUUGUACGCAAAAUGUAUUUAUUUAUAAAAGUAUUUUCAUGCUGCCACGGUAUAAAUGUAAGGCGGUUUUAGAACUUUACCCUGUAACAUCCUCAUGCAUCCUUCUGUCCCACAGGUGAGAAACGCUCCAGCUUUGAAGUGAAUUACAACCCCAGCUUUGUGUACGAGAAGGAGAGGGAGGCCAUGUUGCAAGGAUGCCUGCUGGACCAACAAGCCAUCAACAAUUCCAUGGGCUACCUUGGCGCAGAAUCCCUGCGCCCGCUUGUGCAGAACCCGGCACCCCCGACCUCGGAGAUGGUGCCCGUGAUCAGCAGCCUGUACCCCCUGGCGCUCACCCGCUCUGAAGUGCCCAACGGCAACCCUCAGGAGGUGGAAAAGAGCCAUGCCCAGCUGAGAGACAAGGCUAUGUCUUCCGACAGAGGCCUUUCUCCAAACAACAGCGGCCAAGAUUCCACAGACUCAGACAGCAACCAAGAGGAGCACCAGAGCCUUGCCUACCACCAGAACCAAGCGGCUCCUCCUCCUCUGCAGGCCCAUAAUGGGCUCCUGGUCUACAAGGAGCACCCCAGGUCCUACGAGAUCUUCAGGCCACCCGUCGUUUGUCCUCGUGACGUCUUGAAAGUCUUCAACAAGGAAGGCGAACCCAUUGGGGUCUACCGAUGUGACCACUGCCGCGUCCUCUUCCUGGAUUAUGUGAUGUUCACCAUCCACAUGGGAUGCCACGGCUUCCGUGACCCUUUUGAGUGUAAUUUGUGUGGCCACCGGAGCCAUGACAAAUACGAGUUCUCCUCCCACAUAGUCCGUGGCGAGCACAGAAUGGGACUGAAAUGAGAGCAGAACUUCUCCCAUCAGUUUCUGGGGAGACUCGUGCACCGUAACCUAAAACCAGUCCAAAACCAAGUUUGAGUAUUGUGUGAUUUCUACCAAACAACCUGGGGGGUGGGGGUGGGGAAUUAUAACUUGUGGGUAUUUCCUUGACUCCAUGGAUCUACAGUCUUCAGGGUUCCUUGUCCAGGAACGUGGGGAGUUUAAGACUAGUUUACAUUUGUAAUGUAGUCAGAUUUUUAAAACCCUUAAAAAAAAAAGUGGAGAGAUUUCGUUGACAUUUUUCUGUACCACCUGUAAAAAAGGUUCGGCCAGAGGUGAGGAAUCUGUAGGCCCCAAGCCCGAAUGUUGCUGGGCUACAACUUAUAUCACCCUUAGCACCCCUCAGAAACGUGAAAAAUUAAGCGGUAUAUAAAUGUCUUAAAUAAAAAUAGAGAAAUAUUGGCCAUGCUCUCUGAGGCUGAUGAGUGCUGGGAAUCCCACAGUGUCUGAAAGGUCCUUUGGUGACCCAGCCCUGGAUUAGGCUCACAGUUAACGCAGACCGGAAACUAAGAUGGCUGCCCCCAACAGUGCUUAAUUUCUGAAAACAACAACAAUGGCGGAGAGGGAAGAAAGGGUGUCGGGGCUUAGUUUCCAGCAUUUGGUGCUUGGAGAUGGCUGGACCUGUGGUUUGUGAAGACUCAGGUGCUUUUUGUUCAUUUUUCAAUUAUUCCGGGACCUCAGGCCAGUUUAUAUAAUCUGCAGAGCGAACUGAGAAAGUAGCUUUUCCACCUCAUGUUGUGAGCGAAGGAAGCUGCCCCUGAUUGUCCUCCUGGCCCAUUAUUGUAAAGAUUUAGGUGGUGGAGAGUCCUUUAUAUCAUCUGAUCCUCCUCCUCUUACUUUUUUUUUUUUAAGCUGGAGAGGCUGGGGACUGAACCUGGAACCAUCCAUUUGGAAAGCAUGGAGCUAUAGACCCCACCUGUGGGAACCGCAUGUUUGAUUGGUUCACCCUAGGGACGCAAAAUAGCGCCUUGCAUUUGGAAAAGCAGCAUGCCAGAAACAAGGCUAGACUGUAGGCCAUCUCCCUAGCAUGCUGUUUUCCUGAGGGGAGUGGGGAGCUUCUUCUGUCAGAGAGCAUUCAGUCCAUUGAUUCCCUUCCCAAAGGCAGGCCUCCUAAAGUAGUCCAACCCACAUUCUUCCCUUGGCGCCUUGGCAAUGAAAAAGAGGGCUUAUCUACACUUACCUUUCUCCCUGUUCCUUCCAGGCACAGGUCUGCACUUAAAAGCUCCAUGCCCAAACAUUUGCCGGGGGCGGGGCACAAACAUCAAUUGGGGUUUUCUGUGGAUGGCUGUUUGCUCCGAUUGAGUUUUAAAGAGCAGGUUUUCAGCGGAAAAGGUCUAGAGCAGAGGUCAGCAACCUUUUUCAGCUGUGAGCUGGUCCACCAUCCUUCAGACCAUGCGGUGGGCCGGACUAUAUUUUGAAAAAAAUAAUGAACGAAUUCCUAUGCCCCACAAAUAACCCAGAGAUACAUUUUAAAUAAAAGCACACAUUCUACUCAUGUAAAAACAUGCUGAUUCCCAGGGCCGGAUUGAGAAGGUGUUUGGGCCGCAUCCGGCCCCCAGGCCUUAGGUUGCCUACCCCUGGUCUAGAGCAAAACCAAAAAGGGGCGAUCGGACAGGGAGCAGGUGAUGUCUGGAAAGAGUGGAGGAAAGGUAGAUGUGGAUAAGCCCACAGUUAUUGGGCUAAGAUUGAGCCCUGACCUCAGUGAGUUAUAUUUCUUUAUAGGGUGAGUUCUCAGUUGCUGCAGUUUCCGGUGGUCCUUGGUAGAGGAGCCAUUCAACCAGCUUGUUUGUAGCAGAAGUGUGACUUUCGUUUUAUCCUGUCAGUAGCAAAGAUGUAAAAGUGGUCUUUUGUUCUUGUCACACUGGUGAGCCUUUUUAUAUAUGCCUUAAGGGCAAUCUGUGCUAUUUCCAUCUCUCUCUUGCUCUCUCUCUCUCUCUCUUGUUGGUGUGUGUGCGUGUGUGUGUGUGUGUGUGUGUGUGUGUGUAAAAGAGAGAAAACACACACACACAUUCCCUCUUCCUCCCUGUCUUUCAGUUCACAUGUCAUUAUCCUUCAGGGGCACCUCUGUUCCUGGACAAAUCACUGGUCUUGCAUAUUUAGAGUUGCCAGCUUGCAACUUCAGACAGUACUGACUACAGAUGGGUGAAUCUACCAAAUUUCAGUUUCUCUCAGCUUCUUAUUUUUUCCAGUCAUGUGUUCAAUUUUUCCACAACAGCCAUCAAAUCCAAUGCGCACCUCAAUUUUCAGAACCUUGAAACAAAAAGAGUAUUUGCUGGCGAAUGUAAAUGUGCCAUCAAGUCUAAUCUGCACCUUAAUUUUCGCAACGUAACUUGGCCAAAAAAGGUGAGCAUUAGAUUUGAGUAAAUACUGUAUUUGCCUGUAAUUUUCGCAAUGCGAUUUCCUCUAAGAUUAUGCAUUUAUUUUCCACGCACAACACAUACAUAUGUGCACAUCUUUCCCCUGUAUAUGUAUUUUGGUACAUGUUACUUGGUUUGAGAACUUCACUGCAAAAUUCAGAGAAGUUCAGCAUGUGAAUUGUUUCAGAAAUGGUGAGAUAAGUAGAAUCACCUUUAAAGGUGAACUUAAUAUAAUUUAUCUCCCGCCCCUAGUUCUGACCCCACCUCUUAACAGGGUCAGUAGGCAGAGCUAAGGACCUGGGCAGAGGAAGGUGACCAAGAUGAACAAGGGUCUGGAAACCAAGCCUUAUGAGGAAUGGUUGAGGGAAUUGGGUAUGUUUAGCCUGGGAAAGAGACUGAGAGAAGAUAGGAUAGCUGUCUUCAAGUAUCUAAAGGACUGUCACAUGGAAGAUGGAGCAAGCUUGUCUCCUGCUCUGAAGUGCAGGACCUAAACCAAUGGCUUCAAGUUACAAGAAAGAAGAUUCUGACUAAACAUCAGGAAGACGUUUCUGACAGUAACAGCUGUUUGACCAUUGAACUGACUCCCACAAGAGGUGGUGGACUGUCCUCCCUUUGAGGCUUUUAAGCAGAGUUUUGGAUGGCCAUUUGUCAUGGAUGCUUUAGUUGAAAUUCCCGCAUUGCAGGGGUUUGGACUACAUGACCCCUGGGGUCCCUUCCAACUCUACAAUUCUAUGAUUCCCCAAGUUGGUGGGGCUUAUUUGACAAGAGGAAACCAAGCCUUUAGGGUCAUUGGGCCUGUUUUCUGGAAUACUCUGCCAACAGAGAUUCAGCAAGCAGCUUCUGUUUUAACUUUUAAAUGCCUGCUGAAAACUUUCCCCUUCUAUCAGGCUUAUGCAGGCAAUUAAGAAUAUGUGCUAGCUGAUUUCUGAUUUUAACAUUUUAUGUCUUUUUAUUGUAUGAUUUUAUGUAUAAAUGUUGUAAACUGCUGUGAAUUUUUUAUAAUCUUUAUUUUCUGUGUUAUUUUUCAUGAAUUUAAACAUUUUUUAUAAAUAAGGGAAAAGGAAACAAAACAUUUAGGAAGUAGGGGACAUGGAGGGAGACAGCUGCUUCACUCGCGCAAAAACACAGGGACAAAUUGUUUGCGGCCCCUGAGUGUAGCAGUUUGGAGCCUGGCUUCACCCCAAUUUAUUGGGUUAUCCCUGUAUUGGGUAAACCUGGAUUUACAAGGGGAAAGCAUUGAGAUAGUUGUAACAUCCUGGGGACUACACAAAUUAAACGGGAACACAAACAGCCGUGAACCCAUAGUAAACUCUGGUGUUGGCAAACCCACAUUCUGGAUUUGCUGAAAAGAAGUCAUCAGAAAACAUUCUGAAAUUAAGGGUGUACCGUUUAGUUUUACCUAACAUCUUUUUUUGAGAUAAACGUGGAGGCUUUUGCUGGGGCAAAAAUGGCAGGUUAAUUUUGAAGGAGCAGAAAGAAAUUUGAUGACUAGCCAAAUUUCCCAGUGAGGAAGGUUCCAAACCUUCCUGUGUUGCCACCAUUGUUGCUGCUGCUCCAGCCUAAUGGGUCUCUCAAGGGGGAAACGUGGAAGGGAUUUUGCAGACAGCAAAAAGUGUUGGUAAAAGACUAGCAAAAUUUCCCAGCAGGAUCGGGUGGGGGUAAGGGGAGCCCUUCGUAUCCUUGCUUCUGAACCUUCCUUGGGAGUUGCUCUUGCCUCUGUUGAGAACUGGCAGAAGGAAACCACUGUUGCCUUGUGAUAGGAAACCCUCCAUGGAAGCUGAAAACGCCAUUGCCUUACCUUGGAGGGCCGUGAAUGUGCCUCUGCAUUAACAUUGCUGCUUCUGACUACUCGUCGCUCAUGGCUGUCGCUCUGAAGACAGCACGCUGGUGUGUUUCUGCUUCGAAAAUAGGUCUCUGCACUUGUUCUGGAGUUCUUUCGUUCCAGUCAAAGAAUUAACGGGAACCUGCUGUCAUUCCGAGUGUGUUUGUUUUCAAAAAGUGUUAUCUACAGUGUAAAGUGAUGGAUUUAUUUUUUAAUACAAAGUGCUUUUUUCAGU